This is a messenger RNA of Coregonus sp. 'balchen', 45557 nucleotides long. The record is from the annotation of a GenBank genome assembly. NCBI's taxonomy places the organism in Eukaryota, Metazoa, Chordata, Actinopteri, Salmoniformes, Salmonidae.
AUGGCCCUGACGGAGAUGGGUGAGGUGUUUAGCUGGGGCGAUGGGGACUAUGGGAAGCUGGGCCACGGGAACAGUGAGAGACAGAGACGGCCCAAACAGGAAGAGGCUCUGCAGGUAGAGGAAGUGGUGCAGGUAGGAUGGGGAUGGAGCUGGAGCUCACCUGAUGGGUCACUGACAUUACAGAAAUACAGUACUUUGUCUUAUGUCUUGGUGACAUUUAUCCUGUAUAGUCUUUCUCCUCCUAAAAUUCUGUCCCAUUACUGUGAAGUUAAAGGUGUCUCUAACUGAUAGUACAUAAAUUCUCAUUGGCUACGUUCCAAAAUCCCCACUAGCAUACCACUUACUGUAUUGCAUGGCCAAUAUACACUAAGUGUACAAAACAUUAAGAACACCUGGUCUUUCCGUGACAUAGACUGACCAGGUGAAUCCAGGUGAAAGCUAUGAUUCCUUAUUGAUGUCACCUGUUAAAUCCACUUCAAUCAGUGUAGAUGAAGGAGACAGAUUAAAUAACGAUUUUAAGCAUUGAGACAAUUGAGACAUGGAUGAAAGGGCAAAACUAAAUAUUUUAGUGCCUUUGAACGGGGUAUGCAAUUCUUCUGGGUUUUUCACGCUCAACAGUUUGCCAUGUGUGUCAAGAAUGGUCCACCACUCAAAGGACAUUUAGCCAACUUGACACAACUGUGGGAAGCAUUGGAGUCAACAUGGGGCAGGAUCCCUGUGGAACGCUUUCGACACCUUGUAGAGUCCAUGCCCUGAUGAGGGGGGGGGGAUUGUCAUAUUGGAACAGAGCCAUUGUCUUAUGUAUUGGUUACAUUAUUCCUGAAUCUCACUCUCCCUAAUGUCAUUACUGUGAAGAUGCUGCCAGAGAGAGUCGUAGCACUGGAGGGAAAUCACAUUGGACAGGUAAGAGCCAUCACAUUGACAUUAGUAAGAGAUGACGGUAAUAGGGCACCUGGCCUAUCCACACAGGGUUCUUGGGAAGACUCAUAAGAACAUAUGCCCAAUGAUUGGUCAUACCUGAGGCAGUACUUCAGGCAGAGUAAAAUUGAUUAGGGCUACAGUAACCCUAAACGUUUGAGAACUUUAGAUGGUUGAAAGUCAUACAAAUCAGUGAAUUUUGACCAAUUUGUGGCAUUAUGUGUUGAUGUACUUUCUUCCCUUUUUCCUAGGUGUCCUGUGGUAUCAAUCACCUUCUGGUGCUGUCUUCUGAUGGCAUGAGUGUCUGGGCUUUUGGUGACGGGGACUAUGGGCAGUUGGGUACAGGUCCCUGCACUGUCAAGUGCUACCCUCAGGUACAGUGCUGCUCCUAUCAUAUUAAAACAUAAUUAUGUAUUACGUUGUUAGUUGCAUUAUCAGUUAAAUUACACAAUUAUUUGUUAAAUGUUUUUCUAUUGAAGUAGUCAUGCUUCAUCUUUUUUUUUUACUUUGCAGAAAGUGGAGCAACUGUACAACAAGGGAAUAAAGAAGGUUGGCUGUGGGACCCAGUUUUCUGUUGUCUUGGCCAAAGAUGGACAUGUUUACACCUUUGGACAAGGUCAUUUGGGUAUUUUAUGUAUUGAUUUAAAUAAAUUGUAUAAAACAGCACAGCUACAGAUCAACAGUUCACUAUUAUACAAACUUAACUUUUAAAUGUACCAUGUUACAAAUAGAUUUUGUAAUGCUGAGCUAGUCCAAUAGUUUUUACCAACUUCAUAUAAUCAUUCAGUAUAAAAUACCUAUUUCAAGCUGUCUCAUCUUAUACCCCUCUCCCCCCUCAGAGCGGUUGAUCGGGCUGCCAGACUCUCUGUUGAAGAACCACAACCAUCCCCAGGUGGUGCCAGCCCUGGAGGGAGUGUUUGUUGAGGACAUCGCUGUGGGCUGUGAGCACGUCACUUUACCCCUACCUACAGUAUAUGUACAUAUCUACCUCAAUUACCUGGUAUCCCUGCACAUCGACUCGAUACUGGUGCCCCUGUGUAUUUAUUUCUCAUGUUAUUAUUUUUCUAUUAUUUUUCUAUUUUUCUCUCUGCACUGUUGGGUAUGCAUUUCACUGUUAAAAUCAAAUCAAAUCAUAUCAAAUUUUAUUGGUCACAUACACGUGUUUAGCAGAUGUUAUUGCGGGUGUAGCAAAAUGCUUGUGCUUCUAGCUCCGACAGUGCAGUGAUAUUUAACAAGUACUAUCUAACAGUUUCACAACAUAUACCCAAUACACACAAAUCUAAGUAAGGAAUUAAGAAUAUAUACAUAAAUACAUAUAUGGACGAGCGAUGUCAGAGCGGCAUGGACUAAGAUACAGUAGAAUAGUAUAGAAUACAGUAUAUACAUAUGAGAUGAGUAAUGCAAGAUAUGUAAACAUUAUUAAAGUUGCUAGUGUUCCAUUUCUUAAAGUGGCCAGUGAUUUCUAGUCUAUGUCUAUAGGCAGCAGCCACUAAUGUGCUAGUGAUGGCUGUUUAACAGUCUGUUGGCCUUGAGAUAGAAGCUGCUUUUCUUUCUCUCGGUCCCAGCUUUGAUGCACCUGCACUGACCUUGCCUUCUGGAUGAUAGCGGGGUGAACAGGCAGUGGCUCGGGUGGUUGAUGUCCUUGAUGGUCUUUUUGGCCUUCCUGUGACAUCGGGUUCUGUAGGUGUCAUGGAGGGCGGGUAGUUUGCCCCCGGUAAUGCGUUGGGCAGACCGCACCACCCUCUGGAGAGCCUUGCGGUUGCGGGCGGUGAAGUUGCCGUACCAGGCGGUGAUACAGCUCGACAGGAUGCUCUCAAUUGUGCAUACGUAAAAGUUUGUGAAGGUUUUAGGUUCCAAGCCACAUUUAUUUAGCCUCCUGAGGUUGAAGAGGCUCUGUCGCGCCUUCUUCACCACACUGUAUGUGUGGGUGGUCCAUUUCAGUUUGUCACCUCCUCCUGUUAGUCUACAGUACACCUGUUGUUUAUGAUGCAUGCAACAAAUAUAAUUUUAUUUGAUUUAAUACUACUAUGCCAUAGUUUGUGUUUUUUGGACAAAAGUCCUGUGAAGUUGGUCUACAUAGAGCACCUCUAAUUGAGUUUGUGUGUUUUGGUGUAUUCCAGCUUGGCCUGGGCCACUCUAGCCCAGUAAAGGAGCCCACCCUGGUGACAGCCCUACAGGGGAAGAACAUUAGACAGAUCUCUGCUGGUCGCUGCCACAGCUGAGCCUGGACCACACCCUCACCCUCCGCCAAAGCCUCAGGUACACACACACACACACACACACACACACACACACACACACACACACACACACACACACACACACACACACUGCUCUGCACAACUCUGAAACGUAUCGCUUUACACAUGUUCAUCAACGUUUGUCUCUUCUGAAUCCUCUAGGUGCCUCUGCUAGCCUCCAGCUGGGUCUACCCCAGUCUGUUCCUCCCCAGUACAACGCUCUGAAAGACUGCAGCCCUGACAUCCUCAACACUCGCCUCAGAGUGCUCUACCACUUCUCUGACCUCAUGUUCAAGACUUGGAGGCUGCUCAACCUCGACCCCAGGAACCAGGUAAUGAACAAGAACCUGUGCUCUGUUUAUCUUGUCAACCUCACAUCAUCUCUGAUUGAUCUCCUGUUGGGAAUGAGUUACAGUCUUGCCUUUACAUCCCAUGUCUUACCCAUUACACACACACACACACACACACACACACACACACACACACACACACACACACUCUAUGUCCUUCAUUGAAGCUGAAAAGUACUCUGUUCUGACAUCAGUAUCUCAGGAGAUGGUAUCCACAAUGUCUCCUGUAGUGGGAAAUACACUAGCCCCAUGUCCCAGGACUGUCUGCUGUCUUUAUCUCUCUGUUUGAUUUAUUUGAUUUAUUUCCUCUGUAAAGUACAUUAACAUCUUGUGAUAAUGCUUAUUAAAUACAGUUUGACCUGAUUUGACAUGACGUUUCCUCUCUCCUCUCCCCUCCUGGUGUCUGCGUCUUGCUACAGCUCAGGGACAGCAGCCAUCGUGCAGGGCCAGCUGAGGGGCCUCCUGUCCCCUAAGGUCAACACUCUGCCCCUGGUCAGAUCCAUAGGGAGGACCAUGACCCAGGGUAAGACCUACGGUCCCCAAAUCACUGUCAAGAGGAUAUCCACCAGGUAAUGAAGCCUUUACAGACGCACGUCCAUUGUCUCUGAGCAGGUGCUGGAUAUCAAUAAAAGGUGAAAAGAGAAAAGAGUACACUGCAUUCUAUGCACUCAUGUAAUAGAUUUAUUGGACAACGUCUUCAUCAGAUCUUGUUAACGUAUUUUUUAGGUAAAGCCUUUACAGAAAAUAUACAGUGCCUUUGGAAAGUAUUCAGACCCCUUGAUUUUUUUCACAUUUUGUUAAGUUACAGCUUAUUCUAAAAUUGAUUAAAUCCAGCAAAGCACCCCUACACCAUAUCACCUCCUCCUCCAUGCUUUAUGGUGGGAAAUACACAUGCAGAGAUCAUCCGUUCACCCACACCGCGUCUCACAAAGACACGGCGGUUGGAACCAAAAAUCUCAAAUUUGGACUGCAGACCAAAGGACACAUUUCCACCGGUCUAAUGUCCAUUGCUCGUGUUUCUUGGCCCAAGCAAGUCUCUUCUUAUUAUUGGUGUCCUUUAGUAGUGGUUUCUUUGCAGCAAUUGAACCACGCAGUCUCCUUUGAACAGUUGAUGUUGAGAUGUGUCUGUUACUUGAACGCUGUGAAGCAUUUAUUUGGGCUGCAAUUUCUGAGGCUGGUAACUCUAAUGAACUCAUCCUCUGCAGCAGAGGUAACUCUGGGUUUCCCACUACUGUGGCGGUUCUCAUGAGAGCCAGUUUCAUCAAAGCGCUUGAUGGUUUUUGCAAAUGCACUUGAAGAAACUUUCAAAGUUCUUGACAUUUUCCGGAUUGAAAAUCUUCAUCUUAAAGUAAUGAUGGACUGUCAUUUCUCUUUACUUAUUUGAGCUGUUCUAGCCAUAAUAUGGACUUGGUCUUUUACCAAAUUGGGCUAUCUUCUGUUUACCAUCCCUACCUUGUCACAACACAACUGAUUUGCUCAAACGCAUUAAGAAGGCCCUCCGCCCCAUAGAGCGGCUUCGCUCCUUUUGGUUUACUCCGCUGCCUAGGUUUCACAGUGUUGUCUAUUAUGAGCAAGAAGCCACCUCCAAAGGCUCUUUUAAGAGCUCAGUGCUGCUGUUCCUCUCUCUCUGCGGCUGUCAAGUCACACAACCUGUGUUUCGUCUGCUUGGGCCAACAGCCCGCCAGGAACGGCAUCCAGGACCCCCCAGCUAUGCUCUGCUCUCUUCCAAGGUGCCGCGGGAACGCAAGGCGUUUUUCGAUGUGGAGGUCGCCCUUGAAGACGUUAUCUCCGCAGUCUCAGUUUCUGAAGGCUCUUCUGGAGAAGAUGAUGUCAACGAGGAUGACAAUGGGGAUAUGGAGGACGCGCUGCUUGAGGAGCCGACUCUACUGACCCAGGUUCACGGCCCCCCCUUCCCACUCUGGGGAGGGUGAGUAUAGCAGUGACAACGAGGAGAGGAAGCGCUUUCCAACCUCUCCUCGGGACAGUCGUCCACUCUGCCAGCCUCUGUAUAUUCUGAUUUCUCAGGGCUUAUCUAGGAAGCUGCCAGAUGCCUCAGGAUCUCCCUCCCCCUGGCCAGAAAUCCUGACAUGAUGGUGGGCGGGCCUUUGGCUUAGGUGGCGACCUCCACUCCUGCAUCGGCGCCACAACAAAAGGCACCGUGGGAGAGUGUGUUAAAGACUCAGUGACCAGUUGUUCUGUUGCUCAGCCUCCUCUCUGCAUGCGCUCCCCCUCUGUUGAAGGGAGGAGAGACUUGGUUUUUGAUUUCCUGUCAAAUAAAGAUUUUUCCUGACAGUCACAAAAAGAGCCUGUCUUCCAUAACGGUCAGACGAUCUCCCAGGUCGCUCCCUCCUCUUUCUCUAUUACGGCGGGUCACUCGUAUGUCCAAAAUAAAGAGUGGCGCAGUGGUCUAAGGCACUGCAUCGCAGUGCUAACUGUGUCACUAGAGAUCCUGGUUCGAAUCCAGGCUCUGUCGCAGCCGGCCGCGACCGGGAGACUCAUGGGCGGCGCACAAUUGGCCCAGCGUCGUCCAGGGUAGGGGAGGGAAUGGCCGGCAGGGAUGUAGCUCAGUUGAUAGAGCAUGGCGUUUGCAACGCCAGGGUUGUGGGUUCGAUUCCCACAGGGGGCCAGUAUAAAAAAAAAAUAUGUAUUCACUAACUGUAAGUCGCUCUGGAUAAGAGCGUCUGCUAAAUGACUAAAAAAUGUAAAUGUAAAAAAUGUAUCCUCAGCCCCUCCCAUUUGGGAAGGUGGCUGCACGCUCGCCACCUCUCGUGUCCUUACCUCACUGCUGGAGCUUGUGCUCUUAUGGUUUGCCUCUCAAACACCACGGCCCCCCUCAGGAGUGUGGUCAGCGGUGACUACCCUUCGCCAAGCGUGUCAGUGAUCUAUGCUCUCUGCCAAUGCAAACCGACUGUCUCGCCAUCAAUGGUGAUCUGAGCAGGGUGGUGUAGUGUCCUAAUCCUGCUUUCAUGCCUAAUAUUAUUAAGAGCUCUUACAGAUCACGGAUCCUUGAGCUGUGGGUUUUCUCUUCUCUCCCUCAUGCGAGAGAGAGGAAUGGCUCCAUCGUCUGUGUCCUGUCCACCUGUUGGCGCGUUAUGUGGAGUGCACAGCGAUGGUUAGGUCAUCACCCCAGCUGUUUGUGUGCUAUGGUGCUGCGGCGCUUGGUCAGCCACUCUCAAAAUAGCGAUUGUCUCACUGGCUCUGCGAUGGCAUUGCCUUGAGACUAAGGGGUGCCCAGUGCCUUCGGACAUUAGGGCUCACUCCACACGUGGAGUUGCGACCUUCUCUGCCCUUUUCAGAGCAUUGUGGUCGACGCCUUCCCCUUUUAUCAGUUUUCUACCUUUUAGAUACGUCAUCGGGCUCUAUCGCAAAGUCUGCACUUGGCGUGGCUGCUGAGAGGACUUAAGCUGAGGGGGUGGGGUGAUGACCUUCAUCGUUGUGCACUCCGCAUAACGCGCCAACAGGUGGACAGGACACAGACGAUGGAGCCAUUCCUCUCUCUCGCAUGAGGGAGAGAAGAGAAAACCCACAGCUCAAGGAUCCGUGAUCUGUAAAAAUCUUUAUUUUGGACAUACAGUGCCUUCAGACCCUUGACUUUUUCCACAUUUUGUGACGUUAAAGCCUUAUUCUAAAAUUGAUUAAAUAAAACAUUUCCCUCAGCAAUCUACACACAAUACCCCAUAAUGACAAAGCGAAAACAGGUAGUUAGACAUUUUUGCACAUUUAUUAAAAAUAAAAAACAGGAAUACCUUAUUUACAUAAGUAUUCAGACCCUUUGCUAUGAGACUCGAAGUUGAGCUCAGGAGCAUCCUGUUUCCGUUGAUCAUCCUUGAGAUGGAUCUAUAACUUGAUUGGACAUUAUUUGGAAAGGCACACAACUGUCUUUAUAAGGUCCCACAGUUGACAGUGAAUGUCAGAGCAAAAACCCAGCCAUGAGGUCGAAGGAAUUGUCCGUGGUGCUCCGAGACAUGAUUGUGUCGAGGCACAGAUUUGGGGAAGGGUACCAAGAACACAGUGGCCUCCAUCAUAUGACAUGGUUAUGACGCUCAUCACUCCAUUCAAUGUAUUAAUGUGACACAGAGGUUGGUAAAUUAUGUUAUAACAUCUGGUAUGUAGGCUCUUAUGUAGCAUGUAAUAACGUAUGACAUAAGUUGUCUUGCAGACUGUGUAAUAGCAGUUAUUAACAGUUGACAUUAGACCAUAUAACAGGAUGAGCAGUCAUCUAUAACACCCAUUAUAAUUAGUUUCAUGACAUCUUAUUCCAUAACUCAUAAAUAUUUAAAACUUCUCAUGACAGCUUAUAACAAAUGUUAUGUGUUACAUAGCAGUUAUAAAGGCUUUAUGAAUGCAUGAAGGAGGACACCUACGGUAAAGUGUUACCCACAUUUAUUUUCUGCCCUUCACCUUUAGCUUGAGCAGCUGUUGAUAGAGAUUUCCCUCCUAUGAUUUGUCCCUACACAGUUUUGUUAGGUAUUCCUACAGAAAACAGAAAAAUAUAUGUUCCUUUUCCGCUCUUGGUCUUUAGCUUGAGCAGCUGUUUGAUGGGCAUUCUCUUUGGGUUAGCCCCUAAUGUAUUUUCCUUUACAGAAAACAGAAAAAUACAUGUUUAUUUUCCGCUCUUGAUCUUUAGCUUGAGCGGCUGUUUGAUGGGCAUUCCCUUUGGGUUAGCCCCUAAUGUAUUUUCUACUGCAUGUUAGUUGAUGAUGAUUGAUAUUAUCCUUGGGUUCCCCCCCCCCCCCCCCAUUGCAUCUUCCUACAGUGAGGGAAAAAAGUAUUUGAUCCCCUGCUGAUUUUGUACGUUUGCCCACUGACAAAGAAAUGAUCAGUCUAUAAUUUUAAUUGUAGGUUUAUUUGAACAGUGAGAGACAGAAUAACAACAACAAAAAAAUCCAGAAAAACGCAUGUCAAAAAUGUUAUAAAUUGAGUUGCAUUUUAAUGAGUGAAAUAAGUAUUUGACCCCCUCUCAAUCAGAAAGAUUUCUGGCUCCCAGGUGUCUUUUAUACAGGUAACAAGCUGAUAUUAGGAGCACACUCUUAAAGGGAGUGCUCCUAAUCUCAGCUUGUUACCUGUAUAAAAGACACCUGUCCACAAAAGCAAUCAAUCAAUCAGAUUCCAAACUCUCCACCAUGGCCAAGACCAAAGAGCUCUCCAAGGAUGUCAGGGACAAGAUUGUAGACCUACAAUCUGGAAUGGGCUACAAGACCAUCACCAAGCAGCUUGGUGAGAAGGUGAUAAUAAUAAUAAAUAACUGUCAAUCUCCCUCGGCCAGGGGCUCCAUGCAAGAUCUCACCUCAUGGAGUUGCAAUGAUCAUGAGAACAGAGAGGAAUCAGCCCAGAACUACACGGGAGGAUCUUGUCAAUGAUCUCAAGGCAGCUGGGACCAUAGUCACCAAGAAAACAAUUGGUAACACAUUACGCCGUGAAGGACUGAAAUCCUGCAGAGCCCACAAGGUCCCCCUGCUCAAGAAAGCACAUAUACAGGCCCGUCUGAAGUUUGCCAAUGAACAUCUGAAUGAUUCAGAGGAGAACUGGGUGAAAGUGUUGUGGUCAGAUGAGACCAAAAUCGAGCUCUUUGGCAUCAACUCAACUCGCCGUGUUUGGAGGAGGAGGAAUGCUGCCUAUGACCCCAAGAACACCAUCCCCAUCGUCAAACAUGGAGGUGGAAACAUUAUGCUUUGGGGGUGUUUUCCUGCUAAGGGGACAGGACAACUUCACCGCAUCAAAGGGACGAUGGACGGGGCUAUGUACCGUCAAAUCUUGGGUGAGAACCUCCUUCCCUCAGCCAGGGCAUUGAAAAUGGGUCAUGGAUGGGUAUUCCAGCAUGACAAUGACCCAAAACACACGGCCAAGGCAACAAAGGAGUGGCUCAAGAAGAAGCACAUUAAGGUCCUGGGCUGGCCUAGCCAGUCUACAGACCUUAAUCCCAUAGAAAAUCUGUGGAGGGAGCUGAAGGUUCGAGUUGCCAAACGUCAGCCUUAAAACCUUAAUGACUUGGAGAAGAUCUGCAAAGAGGAGUGGGACAAAAUCCUUCCUGAGAUGUGUGCAAACCUGGUGGCCAACUACAAGAAACAUCUGACCUCUCUGAUUGCCAACAAGGGAUUUGCCACCAAGUACUAAGUCAUGUUUUGCAGAGGGGUCAAAUACUUAUUUCCGUCAUUAAAAUGCAAAAUAAAUGUAUAACAUUUUUGACAUGCUUUUUUCUGGAUUUUUUUGUUGUUAUUCUGUCUCUCACUGUUCAAAUAAACCUACCAUUACAAUUAUAGACUGAUCAUUUCUUUGUCAGUGGGCAAAGGUACAAAAUCAGCAGGGGAUCAAAUACUUUUUUCCCUCACUGUAGGUGUACCUCCACUGUACUCAUAUCUUUCCAUAUCCUUGUCUGUACAUGAUGCCCUGAAUCUAUUCUACAACGCCCGGAAAUCUGCCCCUUUUCUCUGUACCCAAUGCACUAGAAGACCAGUUCUUAAAGCCUUUAGCCGUAUCGUUGUUCUAUUCCUCCUCUGUUCCUCUGGUGAUGUAGAGGUUAACCCAGGCCCUGUAGACCCCAGUAUCACUCCUACCCCCCAGGUGCUAUCAUUUGUUGACUUCUGUAACCGUAAAAGCCUUGGUUUCUUGCAUGUUAACAUCAGAAGUCUCCUCCCCAAGUUUGAGUUAUUCACUGUGUUAGCACACUCUGCCAACCCUAAUGUUCUAGCAGUGUCUGAAUCUUGGCUUAGGAAGGCCACCAAAAAUUCAAAAAUGUCCAUUCCGAACUACAACAUUUUCCGUCUAGAUAGAACUGCCAAAGGGGGUGGAGUUGCAAUCUACUGUAGAGAUAGCCUGUAGAGCUCUAUCAUACUAUCCAGGUCUGUGCCCAAACAGUUUGAUCUUCUACUACUAAAAAUCCACCUUUCCAGAAAUAGGUCUCUCACUUUUGCCGCUUGCUACAGACCCCCCUCAGCCCCCAGUUGUGCCCUGGACACCAUAUGUGAAUUGCUUGCCCCUCAUCUAUCCUCAGAGAUCGUACUGUUGGUGACCUAAACUGGGAUAUGCUUAACACCCUGGCCGUCCUACAAUCUAAACUAGAUGCCCUCAAUCUCACACAAAUUAUCAAGGAACCUACCAGGUACAACCCUAAAUCCGUAAAUAUGGGCACCCUCAUAGAUAUCAUCCUGACUAAUUUACCCUCUAAAUACACCUCUGCUGUCUUCAACCAGGAUCUGAGCGAUCACUGCCUCAUUGCCUGCGUCCGUAAUGGGUCUGUGGUCAAAUGACCACCCCUCAUCACUGUCAAACACUCCCUAAAACACCUUUCUAAUUGACCUGGCCCGGGUAUCCUGGAUGGAUAUUGACAUCAUUCCGUCAGUAGAGGAUGCCUGGAUGUUCUUCAAAAGUGCUUUCCUCUCCAUCUUAAAUAAGCAUGCCCCAUUCAAAAAAUUCAGAACUAAGAACACAUAUAGCCCCUGGUUCACCCCAGACUUGAAUGACCUUGACCAGCACAAAAAAAUCCUGUGGUGUACUGCAUUAGCAUCGAACAGCCCCCGCGAUAUGCAACUUUUCAGGGAAGUCAGGAACCAAUAUACAUUGUCACAAACCCUAUUACUAGCCUGUUCAACCUCUCUUUCGUAUCAUCUGAGAUCCCCAGAGAUUGGAAAGCUGCCGCGGUCAUCCCCCUCUUCAAAGGGGGUGACACUCUAGAUCCAAACUGUUACAGACCUAUAUCCAUCCUGCCCUGACCUUCGAAAGUUUUUGAAAGCCAAGUUAACAAACAGAUCACCGACCAUUUCGAAUCCCACCGUACCUUCUCCGCUAUGCAAUCCGGUCAUGGGUGCACCUCAGCCACGCUCAAGGUCCUAAACGAUAUUAUAACCGCGAUCGAUAAUAGACAGUACUGUGCAGCCAUCUUCAUCAACCUGGCCAAGGCUUUCGACUCUGUCAACCACCGCACUCUUAUUGGCAGACUAAAUAGCCUUGGUUUCUCAAAUGACUGCCUCGCCUGGUUCACCAACUACUUCUCAGAUAGAGUUCAAUGUGUCAAAUCGGAGGGCCUGUUGUCUGGACCUAUGGCAGUCUCUAUGGGGGUGCCACAGGGUUCAAUUCUUGGGCCGACUCUUUUCUCUGUGUAUAUCAAUGAUGUCGCUCUUGCUGCUGGUGACUCUCAGAUCCACCUCUACGCAGACGACACCAUUUUGUAUACAUCUGGCCCUUCAUUGGACACUGUGUUAACAAAUCUCCAAAUGAGCUUCAAUGCCAUGCAACACUCCUUCCGUGGCCUCCAACUGCUCUUAAACGCUAGUAAAACUAAAUGCAUGCUCUUCAAUCGAACGCUGCUUGCACCCGCCCGCCCUACUAGAAUCCCUACUCUCGGCAGGGUUGACUUAGAAUAUGUGGACAACUACAAAUACCUAGGUGUCUGGUUAGACCGUAAACUCUCCUUCCAGACUCACAUUAAGCAUCUCCAAUCCAAAGUUAAAUCUAGAAUUGUUCUCGUUGGCUGGCCCUCACUACAUAUUUGUCGCCAAAGUCACUGGCUCCAGGUCAUCUAUAAAUUACUUCUAGGCAAAUCCCCGCCUUAUCUUAAAUCAUUGGUCACCAUAGCAACACCCACCCAUAGUAUGCGCUCCAGCAGGUAUAUCUCACUGGUCAUCCCCAAAGCCAACAACUCCUUUGGCCGCCAUUCCUUCCAGUUCUCUGCUGCAAAUGACUGGAACGAACUGCAAAAAUCUCUGAAGCUGGAGACACUUAUCUCCCUCACUAACUUUAAGCAUCAGUUGUCAGAGCAGCUUAACGAUCACUGCACCUGUACACAGCCCAUCUGUAAUUAGCCCACCCAACUACCUCAUCCCCAUAUUGUUAUUUACAUUGUUAUUUAUUUUGUUCAUUUGCAUCCCAGUAUUUCUAUUUGCACAUCAUCUUCUGCACAUCUAUCACUCCAGUGUUAAUACUAAAUUGUAAUUAUUUUGCACUAUGGCCUAUUUAUUGCCUUACCUCAAUAACUUACUACAUUUUCACACACUGUAUAUAGAUUUUCUAUUGUGUUAUUGACUGUACGUUUUGUUUAUUCCAUAUGUAACUCUGUGUUGUUCUUGUUUUUAUUGCACCACUUUGCUUUAUCUUGGCCAGGUCGCAGUUGUAAAUAAGAACUUGUUCUCAACUGGCUUACCUGGUUAAAUAAAGGUUAAAUAAAUAAAAAAAUACAAAUCAAAUAGAAGUAUCUAUAGUAUUGAGAGAAGUUCAGUGGGUUAUUCCAAAACGAGCGACAAUAAUAAGGGAACAAUUAGGCACGAGGAAAACAAUAAUGAAAAUAUAACUGACCCUACACCCUAAUAUAGACACUGAACCAAACCUAAUGCUAGCAUCAGGGAGACCAAGAAUACAGGGAAUAGAGAUGUCAGGAACACAAGUAGAAAUCAUGAAGAUAAGGUUCCCAGAGAAUAAAGAAGAGAUUGGAAAAAUCUCUGAUGAAUGGGAAAAAAGAACCAGAAAGAUGGCAACAAAAUGGCCAAAGGAAGGAACGUUUGAUGUGACAGUGUGUAAGGAAAUGGAUACCAUAAUAAAGUAUUAUAAAACAGGAGAGAAAGGGGAGAAAAUAAAGAAGAGAGAGAAAGAGAGAGACAUUUUGAAAAUGUUCUGGGAGGAAGGAAAGGGCUGGAUAGAGAGCAUGGCCAAAGCUAGAAGGAUAAUAAUGGAAAAAGAGAGAGAACCAAAAAAGGCUUGCCCAACUGCACCACUACCGUACACACAAUGGGGGCAAUAUCCUCAGGUCACAGGACUAGUCUCAAUAACAGGGAAUGUAGAGCUAGAAGAGGAAAAAGGGAAGCAGAGGGCUUCCACCUCAAAAGGGCUUCCACCCCAAAAAGAGAAAGAACAUAUAACUUAGAUAUAUAAUGUUAUGAGGGACUGAGGGGCAUGUUAACAAAACUGGAAAAUUAUGUGAUAGAUGAACAAGAUUAUGAUGGCACUGCAAGCCCACCUGGAAAAAUCAAAUAGAGAAUUAAAAAACAGAAGGACAAUAAAAAAGGCAGAAGGUAUGGAGCUCAAUAUCCCAUUUUGGUAAAGGGGACACAUGUUCACUAUGUGCCAUGGGGGAUCACAGGACCUGGAAGGCCUGGUGACUAGACAGCCAAACAUACAUGAAGGAGCAGGAAAACAGAUUAGAACAUUUGAAGAACAAACAAUGGGGAAACUACUGGCGGUGGGAGAUUUGAAGGCAUUGCUGGCCAGGGUGGUGGGAGUGGUCAACAUGGAGGACCUGUUGCAGGCGGGUGGCCUCAUACAGGCGGUGUGGAGGACGCUACAGGAUGGAGUGGCCUUUGACAAUUAUAGGCCAGGACUAUGGUACACUCUGAGAAUAGAGUAUCCGGCCAAAAUAGACCCUAAAGCACUGAGAGGGGAGCCAUUGGGGGAUAAAGAAAACCUGGCAGGUUACCUGGAGGACCAGCUCAAGAGGUGGCGACAAGAAACAGAAAGAGACCCAGAGGGGGAUCCACUGAUGACAACACUGUUCAGGACAUCACUGAUGGAAGCAAUGACAACGCCUGUCAGAAGCAGACUGGAAGAUGUGGUGGGACUAACACCAAAGUCACACAAAGAGUUCUGCGACCAUGUUAUCCACGCAGUGGAAAAAUACAGGAAGGACGAACAAAAACUGACAGAGCAGGGGAGAGACGUUCAAAGAAAACUGACAGAUGCAGCUGGAAGAGCUGACAAGAAAGGACAAAAAGAAAACACAAACCCCAGUGAUUACUCCAGUACUGCCAGAAGAGGGUGCCAUGGCACCUGUUCUCCAGGGAGGUUCACAACCACAGCCUCAACCACAAGGCCAAAGAGCUCCUGCCAUACCAGUAGUGAAUGUGUACACACAACAAUCCCCUGGACAGUGGCAAAACUAAAAUAAUGGAAACAGACCCAGGAAUCAAGGGCACCGACCACAGCAGCAGACAUACCAAAAUGGUGGACCAGGAAGACCGCCAGGUGUCUGCUGGGAGUGUCAUCAAUUAGGACAUACAAGAAGGGAUUGUCCUACUAACCCAUGGCUGCCUAGGCAACCACAACAGGGUAAUUGGCAAAUAAAUUACACCAGCUCAGAUGCAUGGCAACAGUCUCAGACACAGGAGGACCAAAUCAGGGAUACUAGGGAUGCCCAGAUAAUCCUAGAGGGGAGUGUCAGCUAGUGGCAGUAACUAUGCAGGCUGAUGAAGAACCUAUGCUGCAGGUUCAGGUGAACAAAUAGAGGCACACCCAUGACAAUAGAUACUGGAGCAACUUACUUAUGUGUAAGUCCGCAUUAACCCUCUCACCUCCCCAUGUUAGGCAAAUAUGCAAAGACAGUAGGAUUUUUGUUACAAAUGCAUCUAAUACCUAUGACAGUUCCAGUAAAACUAGAAGCAGGAGGAAAAGCUACCAGCAAACCUAUAUUGGUAUCAGAACAAACUCCAGUUAAUCUAUUAGGAAGAGAUGCACUGUGCAGAAUGGGCAUCCGAAAUAAAUUAACAUCAGAGGGACUAAAUGCGCUGACCAACUGGCAAAUCUGAGUUGGUAAUACCAACAUGUUUCAAGUAGACCACCAUAGUCCCUGUGCCCAAGGACACUAAGAUAACCUGCCUAAAUGACUACAGACCCGUAGCACUCACGUCUGUAGCCAUGAAGUGCUUUGAAAGGCUGGUCAUGGCUCACAUCAACACCAUUAUCCCAGUAACCCUAAACCCACUCUAACUUGCAUACCGCCCCAACAGAUCCACAGAUGAUGCAAUCUUUAUUGAACUCCACACUGCCCUUUCCCACCUGGAUAAGAGGAACACCUAUGUGAGAAUGCUAUUAAUUGACUACAGCUCAGCGUUCAACACAUUAGUGCCCUCAAAGCUCAUGACUAAGCUAAGGACCCUGGGACUAAACACCUCCCUCUGCAACUGGAUCCUGGGCUUCUUGACGGGCCGCCCCCAGGUGGUAAUUGUAGGUAACAACACAUCUGCCACGCUGAUCCUCAAAACGGGGGCCCCUCCGGGGUGUGUGCUCAGUCCCCUCCUGUACUCCCUGUUCACCCAUGACUGCAUGACCAGGCAUGACUCCAACACCAUCAUUACAUUUUCUGACGACACAACAGUGGUAGGCCUGAUCACCGACAAUGAUGAGACAGCCUAUAGGGAGGAGGUCAGAGACCUGGCCGUGUGGUGCCAGGAUAACAACCUCUCCCUCAACGUGAUCAAGACAAAGGAGAGAAUUGUGGACUACAGGAAAAAAGAGGACUGAGCACGCCCCCAUUCUCAUCGACAGGGCUGUAGUGGAACAGGUUGAGAAUUUCACGUUUCUUGGUGUCCACAUCACCAACAACCUUUCAUGGUCCAAACACACCAAGACAGUCGUGAAGAGGGUACGACAACGCCUAUUCCCCCUCAGGAGACUGAAAAUAUUUGGCAUGGGUCCUCAGAUCCUCAAAAAGUUCUACAGCUCCACCAUCGAGAGCAUCCUGACUGGUUGCAUCACCGCCUGGUAUGGCAACUGCUCAGCCACCGACCACAAGGCGAUACAGAGGGUAGUGCGUACGGCCCAGUACAUCACUGGGGCCAAGCUUCCUGCCAUCCAGGACCUCUAUACCAGGCGGUGUCAGAGGAAGGCCCUAAAAAUUGUCAAAGACUCCAGCCACCCUAGUCAUAUACUGUUCUCUCUGCUACCGCACGGCAAGUGGUACCGGAGCGCCAUGUCUAGGUCCAAAAGGCAUCUUAACAGUUUUUACCCCCAAGCCAUAAGUCUCCUGAACAGCUAAUCAUGGCUACCCAGAUUAUUUGUACUGCCCCCCCCCCACCCCAAGUCACUUUAACUCUACCCACAUGUACAUAUUACCUCAAUUACCUCAACUAGCCGGUGCCCCAUUGACUCUGUACCGGUCCCCCACUUUAUAUAGCCUCCCUACUGUUAUUUUAUUUUACUGCUGCUCUUUAGUUAUUUGCUUUUAUUUUUUACUUAUCAAUUUUUUCCUUAAUACUUUUUUAAAUUAAUUUUUGUCUUUAAGAAACUGCAUUGUUGGUUAAGGGCUUCUAAGUAAGCAUUUCACUGUAAUGUCUACACCUGUUGUAUUUGGCAAAUGUGGCAAAUACAAUUUGAUUUGAUUUGAUUUGAUUUGAAUAAUAGAUCAGGAAGGUGUACGUCCACAGAUGAUGAUGGCUAUGGACAAAACAGCAAAUUUAUACUGGAUAGGGAACAAAGAAUCACCAGAACCACCACUACUAAAGAAGUGGGGAAAAUGUAUAAGGGCUCAAGUUCUAGAAAUGAAAUCACCAAAAUUAGGCUCUCAUUGUACACUACAAUAUGACCCAUAUCAAAAUAAUUUGCUAGAACAACUAUGGUUGAGGAAGGCAUGGGGUAAACCGGCCUCCAUGAUAUCACAAUAUUUUGUAAUAGGGAAACAACGGGCAGCAAUGGAAGCACAAGAUGCUCCAGGUGCUGAUAUCGUACAGACCUGGUUUGAAAUAUAAGGAACAGAACCUCACAUAACACUUUUAGUGGCUGAGGGAUAUCAGGCAAAAUACCUAGGACCAAUGAUGAAAAAGGCUAAAAGUACACAGUGGGUAAAAACAGAGAAUCCAUUAAUUUUCCAGUCUGUUGACAAAAACCUAAUUAAAGUCCUAUGCUUUGCAGAACUGAUGGGGGAACCACAGGAAGUGGAAAUAACUGAGGAAAGAUAGAUGCCAGUAGUUAAAGAAGAAACAAAACAAGAAAAGUGAAGGAAACAAAUGGAAAGUAUGAUCACAUAAGACUUAUGGGCAAAACAUGAUACAGAUGUGGGUUUGGUAAAAUCACCUAAUCACAUUUGUAUUUCUCAGACACAAGAAUCCCAUGGAAACAGCAAUACCCAAUGAAACCUGAAGCAGAGGCAGGAAUUCCAGCUAUGGUAGCGGGACUGAUAGAAGCAGGAGUACUGGUUAAAACCCAGAGUGACUGUAACACGCCACUGCUACCAGUACUAAAAGCAGACAAACAGAAGUGGAGACUGGUCCAUGACCUGAGAGCAGUGAAUGAAGUAGUUCAAGACUACCAAGCAGAGGUACCCAAUCCACACACACUGUUAACAAACAUUCCAGCAGAUGCAAAAUGGUUCUCAGUGAUAUGCUUAUUUCCAGUGUACCCUUAGCGGAAGAAAGUAGACACUUGUUUGCAUUUACUUACAAAGGACAGCAAUUUACAUACACGAGGAUGCCUCAGGGAUUUAAGCAUUCUCCUCAUUUGUUUAAUCAAGUAUUAAGCGCUGACUUAGAAGACCUAACAUUAGAAGGGACAUUAAAACAGUAUGUAGAUGACUUACUGGUUUGUGCAACCACAAUAUAACUAAGCCAUCAGGAUACUGUAAAAAUAUUGGAAAGGCAUGCAGAAGGAGGACAUAAAGUGUCAAAGAAAAAUAUUGUCAGGCACAAGUUGAGUACCUAGGAAGAACAAUAGCUCAGCAGACUAAAGCAAUUGCACCCUCACAAUUGGAAGGGUUGAGUAAGGCUCCAGUGCCACAAACAGUGGGACAGAUGCUAACAUUUUUGGGAAAGGAUUUAGUUCUUGGGUAGGAUUGGGUAGAAGAUCAUGCAGUAAAAACAGCACCUUUAAGAGAAAUAAUGAAAAAUGCAGGAGUAACAGAGUUGAGAGCAAAACUAAAAUGGAACAGCAAUGCAGUAGCAGCAUUUGAAAUGAUAAAACAGGAUAUGCAAACAGCCCCAGCACUAGGGACUCCAGACUACACGAAACCCUUCUUACUGUAUGUAGCAAACCGCUAUCAGGGAUUUGCAGCAGCAGUACUGAUGCAAGAAACCUGUGCAGGAAGGAGAAAGCAGCCAAUAGCAUUUUACAGAUUCAGUAGCACAAGCGCAUCAACCAUGUUACCAGGGAUUGGCUGCUGUACAGUAUGCAUAUGACAAAGCUUCCACAAUCAUAAUGGGGUACCCAGUGGUGAUCUACACUCGUCAUAAAAUAACUGAGUUGAUUGAGCAAGGAAAAUGUGAACUGACCAAUGCCAGAAUAUUGGAGCAUUUGACAUUAUUGACCUAUCCAGAUGUAACCUUAAAAUGAUGUACUACAGUUAACCCAGCCGAGAGGAUACCAAUAGAAACUGAAGGCGAACCACAUGACUGUAUAGUAGAGUCCUUAACAUUCACUAAAUUGAGACCUGAUUUGUUGUCAAUUCCAAUGCUAGGAGCUACGGAGGAAUUGUUUGUAGAUGGGUCUUGCUUUAGAGACUAUGAUGGUAAUCAUGCUGGUUAUGCAGUAAUAAGGAAAGGACUAGAUGACCAAUUCUACACCAUAGAGAGUGAAAGUUGUGACCAACCAUGUUCUGCUCAACUAGCAGAGCUGAGAGAAUUAACAGCAGCAUGUAACCUAGGAAGGGAUAAAGUGGUAAAUAUUUACACUGAUUCAGCAUAUGCGCAUGGAGUAUGCCACCUGUUUGGAUCAGUAUGGAAACAGAGAGUGUUUAGGAAAACAGAUGGAAGCUCAAUUUUGCAUUUGAACAAAUACAAUAACUAAUGAUUGCAUUAAUGAGGCCAAAACAAAUAGCAAUUGUUAAAUGCCAAGCAUACAAGAAGGGAAAAUAAUACAUUACCAGAGGAAACAAUGCAGCAGAUGAAGAGGCAAAAAUAGCAUCUAAAUGUAAAGUAGCUAUACAGGCUCCACUGAUUCUGAUAGAAGCAGCCCCAGAAUAGAUGAUAUAAUAAGAAUACAGGACAGAGCCAACAUAAUUGAGCAUACUAUGUGGGAAAAAAGAGGUGCAACAAAGGAUGGGAAGGGAUUAUGGAGAACACAUGAUGGGCUAAUAGUGGCUCCUAUAACACUUCUGAGUUUACUCAUUACCAAUGCACAUGGGUUAGAUCAUUGUGGAAGAGGGGAGGUAAUAAGGAAAAUUAGAAAACAGGGUUUCUGGUCCCCAUAUAUGCAAACAACAGUAGAUUUAAAAUUGGUGCGAAAAUAUUAUCAGAAAAGGAAUAACAGCACCAAUUGCACACAUUCCAGUACCAGAAGGACCUUUCAGACACCUAGCAAUAGACUAUGUGGAUAUGAUAAAACCAGUGAAUGGGAAAAAGUGUAUGCUAGUGGUAAUUGACAGAUUUAGCAGAUGGGUAGAAGCAGUCCCAUCUAAAACUCUAGGGGCAGCAACAGUAGUACAAUUCUUAACAAGAGAAGUGAUGCCACGAUUUGGGAUUCCAACAAAAAUCAGUUCAGUCAAUGGUUCGGCAUUUAUAAAGGACACGGCAAAAAUAGUGAUGCAGCAGUUGCGCAUAAAGCAGAGAUUAGGAUGUGUUUACCAUCCUCAAUCGCAGGGUAUGGUGGAAAGAGUAAACAGUUCUCUGAAGACCAAGAUUGCAAAAAUCUGUGAGAGUACAAGGUUGAAUUGGGUAGAUGCCAUACCUCUGGCACUAAUGAGUUAUUGCAUGCAAGCUAACAGAGCAAUGCAUCUAACACCGAAUUAAAUGCUUACGGGCCGACCCAUGCCAGUGCCAGUUCUUAGAGGACCAUAUUAGGGUCUACCUCUAGAACGGUUGGAAAGGGAGUUAGAAGAGUAUAUCAGGCAACUAACUGCUAUACAUAAAGUUAUAUACCUACAGGAAAAAGACAGAGUUCCUGAACCAGAGGCGAAUCCACCACGACCAGUAGUCCCAGGGGAGAAGGUCUACCUCCGGGUCUUCAGAAAGAGGUGGAAUGAACAGAGACGUGAGGGACCAUACACCGUCACUAGGCUACACCAACUGCCGUAAGGGUCGAGGGGAGCUCAACCUGGUAUCAUCUGAACCACUGCACCAGAGUACCGCAUGGACACCGACGACCUGGAGAUGAGGAAGCUGAAGAUGCUGAACUACCAGGCAGGGACGGAGAAGAAACAGAAAUAGAAGAAGAGGGAGAAGGGAUGGAAGCUCAAGCAGAAUCACCAAUCUGCUGGGGCUGGCCAAAGUCAGGAGAUGGGGGAGGAUGGUGGUAGGAAUGCUGCUGAUGAGCUACGUGCUCUGGCUAAUUCCUUCAGCCGAGGGGCAGAUCUCCAAGACCCUGCAGACCUCCAAGAGCCUGCAGACCUCCAUGAACCUACAGACCUCCAAGAGCCUACAGACCUCCAAGACAUCCCAGACCUCCAAGAACUCCAAGACCUCCAAGAACUUCAAGAACUUCCAGACCUACAAGACUCACUUGAUUUCCCUACCAUUGACAUUCUCUGUCUUUGAUGGGCUCUCCUAGCAGAAAUGGGAAACCAGAACAGUUGAACAAUGAACAUGAAACACUGACAAUAGUAAAGAGCACAAGAACAAGACGAAGAAGGGAAAUGGACAGAAUUAGAAUGUAUAUCCCGGCACAAGCAAGAACCAAAGCUGAAAUACAGAAACGGAUUGCUGUUAAAAAACAAGGGUCAAAUGAUUAUUGGUGUGGGUGGACCCAGCACAGUAAUUAUGGAGAAGUCGCAUGGGGAAAAUGUGAUUUAAAGAUAAUAAAAGAAGAAGACAGGUGAAUCAUAGACAUAAAAGGAACAGCCAAAUACUUAGAUAAACAAUAUGAUGUAGUAUUUACAAGUAUUAACUUCCCAAUGGGAAAGGUUACUGAAAUAAAGAUCCCUGUUUGUAAAGAUCCCAUACCACAGAUGAUAGAUAAGCUUGUGAGCUCUGGGUUUUUAACAACAGAAACUGUUAAGAGGGACUUGACUUAAGCAUGUUUUGGUCGUUGUUGCAUUGAUGAACAAGGUGACAUGGUGACGUACAUCAGUAUAAAUACAGCCAACAGUGUGUGACUGAGUAAGUCAAUUAUUGAGUGGCAAUGUUUGCUACAGUCAUGGGGGAUUCAUAGCAAUAACACACAUAACAGAUAUGGGAGAUAUACAGUACAUGGGACAUUUUAAUUUCAAAACACUUGGAUCAUAGUAAUAACUAGCUUUUGCUUGUAUUGUAUAAAAAAACAUACGAGAGACAUGUAAGCUAAGCCUUCUAAGGUCUCACAUACGUGGGACAUACAUUUCAAAGCACUUGCAUACCACUGUCUGACAUCAUUGAAGGCCCUCCUGUAGCUCAGUUGGUAGAGUAUGGCGCUUGCAACGCCAGGGUUGUGGGUUCGUUUCCCACGGGGGGCCAGUGUGAAAAAUGUAUGCACUCACUAACUGUAAGUCGCUCUGGAUAAGAGCGUCUGCUAAAUGACUAAAAUGUAAAUGUAAAAUGUAAGUAAUUAUUCCUUGGGUAAGCGCACCAAACCCCGUGACUGUUAGAGCCCCAAUAGAAGCACCAAACCCCUUAACUGUUUGAGCCCCAACAAAAGCAGAAGGAAGGGAAUGGAAGGAGGCACUGUCACGCCCUGGCUCUGGGGACUCUUGUAUGUUGAGCCAGGGUGUUAGUUUCUUUGUGUAGUGUCUAUGUUUCGUUUCCUAUGUUCUGUUCUAGGUUAUGUGUUUCUAUGUUGGCUGGGGUGAUUCUCAAUCAGAGGCAACGAGAAUCAGCUGUUGCUUGUUGUUUCUGAUUGGGAACCAUACUUAGGCAGCCAUACUUUGUGCACUUGUGAUUCGUGGGAUCUUGUUCCGUGUUGGUUUGUGUUAUUGACCGGGGACUUCACGUUUCGUUUUGUUGUUUUGUAUUUUGUAUCGUGUUGCUAAGUACACUAUUAAAGAGAUGUACGCAUAUCACGCUGCGCCUUGGUCCACUCAUUAUGACGAUCGUGACAGAAGAUCCCACCAAAUAAGGACCAAGCAGCGUGUCCAGGAGCAGACAGCCUGGACUUGGGAGGAGAUCUUGGACGGGCAGGGGUCCUGGACUUGGGAGGAAAUCCAGGCCGGUAUGGAUCGCCGUCCGUGGGAGGAGACGGUGGAGGCGCGCCAUAGAGAGGAGCAGCGGCGCCAACCGGGCCGACGUCGGACACGCAAGAGGCAACCCCAAUAAAAAAUGUUGGGGGGGCACACAGCAUGGACGACGGGGCUGCUGGAGGCAGCUACUGGGCGAGUUUGUGGAUUAGGAGAGGAGGCCACCGGGUUUGGGGGGCUGGAAGGGAGGUUGGCGGAGCCUAGAGGUAGAGCAGAGCCAACUCCCCGUACUCAGGCUAGGCAGCGUGAGAUUGGGCAGGUUCCGAGGUAUGCGGAGCUGCGUACUGUGCCGCGAGUGGUCCGGCACAGUCCGGUACGUCCUGUUUGAGCACCACGCACGUGUCGUGCUAAGGUGGGCAUGCAGCCAGGACGGAGUGUGCCGGCUCAACGCUCGUGGCCUCCAGUACCCCUCCUCGGUCCCGGAUAUCCUGCGCCAGUGUCACGUGCUGUAGUGCCAGUACGAGUACACAGCCCUGUACGUACUGUGCUGAUGCCUCACACAGAGUGUGUAAAAAUAGGCAUUCAGCCAGGACGGGUUGUGUCAGCUUUUCGCUCCAGACCUCCAGUCCGUCUCCACAGCCCGGUCCGGCCCGUUCCUAUUCCCCGCACCAAGCCUGUGAUGCGCGUCGCCAGCCCGGCCCGGCCUGUUCCUGCCCCUCGCACCAAGCCUGUGUUGCGCGUCACCAGCCUGGCCCGGCCUGUUCCUGCCCCUCGCACCAAGCCAAUGGUGCGCGUCGCCAGCCCGGCCCGGCCUGUUCCUGCUCCCCGCACCAAGCCUAUGGUGCGCGUCGCCAGCCCGGCCCGGCCUGUUCCUAAUCCCCGCACCAAGCCUACGUUUCGUUAUGUUGUUUUGUAUUUUGUAUCGUGUUGCUAAGUACACUAUUAAAGAGAUGUACGCAUAUCACGCUGCGCCUUGGUCCACUCAUUAUGAUGAUUGUGACAGGCACAAAACAGUGAUUGGUUUAAAUGGGCACAAUAUACUACAUUAAAAUUGAAGAAUGAAAAGUGUCUAGUAUGCACUUCUUCUUCUUUAAAAUAAUUAACAGUAGUACCAAAUCCCUACAGUUAUCAGGACUGUGCUGCGUUUAACCUAAACUUUUGUCAUCUGAGGACUUGGGGAAGACCAUACUGCCCAGCAGAAUGUUUGUCAUAUUUAGGAAACCCAAACUAUAGAGAAUUCUAUAAUCAAACAGGAUGGGGGAGAAGUGUAAACAGUUAGAUGUUAGGGUAGAAAUAAAGAAAAGGGAAGUGCCAGAGAAAUACCAAAUAGACUAUGAGUGUUACAACAAAACAAGUGGGGUAUUAGAUAUGGGAAAAUUCAAGGGAAAAUGUGGAACUACCUGGCACAUAGAUACAAAUAGCCGUUGGAAUGCAGAUACCCCCCAAAGGAAAGUCUAUCAAGCAGCAGGGUCAAGUACUGGAGUAAUAGUUACCCCAGAAAUAUGUGAAAAUCAGACAUUGGCAUUACCACUGAUUGCUCCUUAUGAGGAUCAGAUAUUAGCAGUUGCAGACUUCUUCUGGCUCUGUGAGGGGCAACUUAGGGUAAUAUUACCAAAAAUAUGGAAAGGGCUCUGUGCUAGGGUACAGCUAAUACAACAAGUUGUGAUAGCUGACUGGGAGGCCUUAAAUGUUCAUAUACAGGAUAUCAAAUUAAGAAGAUCAAAAAGGGCAUAUGAAGCUGAUCCAAAUGUAAAGAUAGAUGCUAUAGGCCAACCCAGAGGAAUUCCUGACAAAUUUACAGCUAGGAGUGAGGGUAAAUCAGGAUUUGAAUCAAUACUUGUUUGGAUAACCCCCAAUAAAAAUAUGGAAUGGAUCAAUUACAUAUAUUACAAUCAUCAGAGGUUCAUAAACUAUACCGACUCAGCUUUGUCAGCACUGGGAGAACAAGUACAGGUAACAAGUAGGAUGACCUGGCAGAAUAGACAGGCUUUAGAUUGGAUCCUAGCAGAGAAAGGUGGAGUUUGUGUUAUUUUUUGGAAGUGAGUGUUGCACUUUUAUUCCAAAUAACACUGCUCCAGGGGAAACAUUCACUGCAGCAAUGACCAAGAUUAAAGGACUGAGACAAGAACAAUGCUGGACAGGAUGCUCAGGCUUGGGGCUGGUUGGACUUAUCAUUUGGAAAAUGGGGAGCAAUGUUCACAAAGAUGGCAAUAAUGAUAGGCAUAGCACUGGUAGUAAUGGGUAUAUGUUUUUGCUGUGUGUUGCCAUUGCUGAAAACCCUUUUUAUCAAAACCACAGGAAAACAUAUGGCCAUAACAACAGUGAACACUAGAAAAAACUGGGAAAUGGAAUCAACUCCAGGAGGAGUAUUCCCUGUUCAAGGACAACCAGGAUACUACAUCGACCACUUGACUGCCCUUAUGGAAACCCAUAAUGUCUGUAUGGGGUAGUGGCAGGAGGAGGAUGGGCUUGUCAUGACAGGCAACGGCUGAAGAAAACUGGACUUGGAGAUAUUACUCUCCCAGAUUUAUAUCCUGUUCCAUAUUACUUUAGUGGUGAUAAAGAGUCUAAGCAUUAAUUAAGGAAAGUAGGUGAGGUAACGUUUAAAUUGAUUUUGGUGUUGGAACUAGGAGUCCCAUAUGGGAUGCCUGAGGAAAACCUGGAAUCCUAAAAAGAUAGACUAGGCCUCUCUCAUGUUUUCUCUAUGUAGUAUAUGUAUGUAACAUAGAGUUUCCGGUUACAAUUGUCCUUGGACAUCUCUUAAUCCCCUAAACAGGUUCUGCUUAGAUUCAGAAAAUGGUUGUUGGGGGGUAUCCGGAAGGGAGAGCAAGCAUUACUAGACCUUGUAAAACAUAAGGGAUGAUAUUAUGAACAAUAACAUUAUAAGGGAUUUAGUAUUUCAUGUCUUGCUUAUACAAUUGCAAGAUAACUGCCUUAAAUAUAUAUUCUGGUUAAAACAAAGCUGCAUUAUUUUUAUGUGUUAGGAUACUAGCACUUAUAUGUUAAUAGGUUGAGUAGAAACAUUUAUAUUGUUACUUUUGGAAUAGGUAAUGUUUAAAAAUAUAUAUAUAACCUAAAUGCAAGAAUUGUGACUUAAAUCAUGAAUAUUAUGAUUUUUAUGUUAGUCACUAUAUAUCGCAGUAUUCAUGUAUUAGUCACUAUAUACAUUUGAAGUGUGGGACCUAUUAAGUCCCAAAUGGGGGAUAUAUUGAGGAUUUUUCAGUAGAUUAUAUGUUAAACAUAGUAAAUUGUCAGUAGACUAUUUGUUAAACAUAGUAAAUAUUUUCAGACUAUAAGUUAAACACAUUUUUCAGUAGACUAUAAGUUAAACUAUAUGUUAAACAUAGUAAAAUAUUUGUAGACUAUAAAAUUAAAACAUUGUUAAUCAGAUAAACAAGCAGUAAGACUAAGUGAUACAGAGUGUGGUACAGAGUGAUACAGAGUGUGGUACAGAGUGGUACAGGAGGAGAAGGCCUGGAACAGAGCCAGGAGAUGGACCUGGGAAAGGGCCUACUCAUUCUUACUAUGUGUGGGAAAUAUGCACUUAUGAGAACUGUAUAUGGUUGAGAAUUGAUUAUGCUCAGAAAAUGGACCUGCCAUGUUUAAACCAUGUUUAAGUAUCGAUUGAUAUGUUUUAGAAUAAACAGAGCAGAGCCAGGAGACGGCUCUGUUAUUUUUUACAUGACAGGGCUUGGUCCCGCCACUAUUGUUUGCAAACUGAAUACAUAGAGCGAGGAGACUGAAUACAUAGAGGGAGGAGAAGUCAGAUUUUGCCACUAUCAUAAACUAAGAAAGUGGGCGGAGCGGUCAAAAGGUGAAGACUUGGAAACAAUGGUGGAGGAACUAAACAGGGAGGGAUUAAGCUAAAAAGUAUGUCAAAUGAGCAGGAAUAGAACUGUAUAUAAACUGAGGGCUGAGUGUUGGGAAGUUAGUUGCUCUGCAGACCAGCUCGGCUCUAUUGCUUGUGUAAUACAGUCUAUCUUAAUUCUACAAAAACUCUGGAAGUACUUUGAUUUUUUAAGACGCCUAAGGACAAUUUUCUACAACACUACCACAGCAUUCUGCAGCGUUAUGACAUCCCGACUUUUGGAAAAGCAUUCCAGGUGAAGCUGGUUGAGAGAAAGCCAAGAGUGUGCAAAGCUGUCAUCAAGGCAAAGAAGAAAAAUCUCAAAUAUAAAAUAUAUUUUGAUUUGUUUAACACCUUUUUGUUUACUACAUGAUUCCAUAUGUGUUAUUUAAUUGUUUUGAUAUCUUCACUAUUAUUCUACAAUGUAGAAAAUAGUUUUAAUUUUUUUACUUGAAAGAGUAGGUGUGUCCAAACUUUUGACUGGUACUUUACGUAUAGAUUGAAUUUCAUUACUGCUACUGUGCUAUUUGGGUAGUUAAUCAGAUUCAUCUCGUUUCUUGAUUUCUUGUCUUAAUUUUUUUCUCCAUACAUUUGAAUUGUUUGACAUUUUACUGCAUUGUUAGGAGCUAGUAACAUAAGCAUUUCGCUACACCCACUAUAACACCUGCUAAACUAUGUACGCGAGCAAUAAACUUUGAUUUCCCUUGAUUGGCCCUGGUCAAAAGUAAUGCACUAUAAAGGUUAUAUGGAAUUUCCAACAUAGAUAUUGUUGUGCUAAAACAUUAUUCAUUUCAUACAUUAAUAAAUGAUGAUGACAAACAGGGAAGACACAGGUGAUUAUCUGAAUGUAAAGUAUCACGUACUGUCUGUGGAGAUUUUAGCAUGUAAAUCUUGGUGGGGAAAACUCAACAAAAAAUGUUUCGAUUCAUGCCAGCAAAGCCACUACACACCACAACACUAAACAAUACAUUAAUUGCACUAUAAAGGUGUCAAACACUGGCCAAAAACUGUUAGGGCCUACAUAAAGCUGUCCCAACAGCAGAGUCCCAACAGCAGUCCCAACACCUUACCACUGCUACACCUGGCUAUCAGCGGAGCCUUGUCUGGCAGCGAAACAGUUUAUUCAGCCUCAUUUACUGCCUUUUUUUAAAACAUAGCUGAUAUGGCUGACUUGCUUAAACAAAUGUGGUUUUUACUGACAAUUGAGAUGUACAAACUAUGGCAUAAGGGGACGACGAGCAGAUGAGAAGCAAUCUGUAAUUUAGAUGAAGACACUAAUGAGCGAGCUAGGGCGGACGUAGUCAAUAUAACUGUUUGUUCAGCACUUUUGAAAUGUAGAGUGACAGAAUUCAGAACAUGGGCCGUUCUUACAGUAUUCUCCCUGUACACAAAGUAAGAACUGUAGGAUAAAUAAAGGGGGCAUAUAUGCAGACAAUGAAAUCUCUUACAAUAUUCGAUGAUGACAUUUCUCUAAAACAGGCUAUAGGCUACAUGUGCACCACCAUGUCAAAACAGUAGGCUAAGUUAUGAGGGGACCAAAUUAUCAGGGUGAGGCACAUGGGCUACUAACAGCUUACUACACAACAUACACUUAGUAUUACUUUCUUAGCUACAAUAUACAUAUCUCCCUGGCAUAUUACAUCAUUUAUGCAGCAGCAUACAAGACAUUUUGGACUCAACUUGUGCUGUGCUCACUUGAACAGGAAGGUGUCGCGGCGGUCCUUCGUGGGCAAACUUUGUCAUCAAAGUCUGUCAUUCUCUGGAUUUAUGGUGCUUUCAAGACAACUGGGAACAAGGUCGAAUCAUGACGUCAGUGAUCUUCAGGUCGGAGCUGAAAUUUUUUUUUCAGAGUUGCCAGUUGUCUUGAACUCACUGAAGUCUGAGAUUUCCCAGUUCUGAGUUUCCAGUUGUUUUGAGCGUGGCAGAAGUCAUGCUGGAUUGACAGCAUGGCCAAUGUUUAAUGUUUAUCCUUUUAAGCUUGGAAAAGAGACCCUUAAACCCAGACUUGGACCACACACCCACUCCACUGAAUAGCAGGCUAGUGAUUGCUUUACAAUGCUUGCAGUUAGCCACUGAUUCCUUCCAAACCACUCAUUGUUGAAAACUGUGAUUUCCAACUUGUUGUGUAAUGUUUAUGUCCAAUGGCCGAUGAGCACAGAUAAGUUUUAUCUAUAAUUUUUCUUCAUUAUUUCUCUUCAUAUGUCAAGGAUUGAAAAGGAUUUGCCAGCAGAUUGUCGACUUGAUUCAUGAUGAUGACUGCUAGCUUGCUAGCUAAGAUUCUGAAAGUGUAAUGUUGACAUGAUCAGUCCAAUCAAAGCUACAGUAGAUAUAACGUGAUUUAGCACCCAAGGGGCUUUAAUUUUCGAGCUCUCCUCGUAGAUUUUGCAGUGACGUAGUGUCCCCAUGAGUGACAGAACACUGAGCCAAUCACGGCGCAACUAGAGAACAUUACCAAGCCCUACGCUCCGUAUUUUCCGCUGGCUGCCCCUCCACCACAGAAAGCACUGAGCUAAAAUGAAACACCUGUAUUCUGCCCUGGAAUUGCGUUCCCAUUUAAAACUAGACAGAUAGCUAACAACUGAGUCUUCAAUAAAACUUCCAAGGCGUGACUUUUCUUGAACGAAUGUAUUGAAAACGUUUAUGUUGUGAAACUGCAAAUACAGAAAAUAAUAUACUUUAGUAUUCAAUUCAUAUUGACAUACUGUAGCUGUACAUUAUACAUUAAGUUGAAGUUGCAUAAAUACAAAGCAAGUGCCAAGUUACCAUGUAUCUGACAUGACGACAAACCAAAUAGAUAAUUACUCUAUGAGUAACAACUAGCCAACUCCUUUCAUUACUCUAAUAAUGUGCAAACACCUCUGUACAAUAACAAAGCAUAUUACACUACAAACAGUAACAAACUAUAGUAUAAUAUGUUUUACACUUCUUUUACAUGACGCACGAGCAAAGUAAUACAGCUGACAGCAUCCAUGAAAGUCAAUGCAAUUUGCGUGAGUAAAUGUAACCAACUAACAUUGAGAAGUAAGCAAUUCUAUCAAUAACAAUAUUAUCAUCACUAGCAAUAUGCUUGAAUUGAACUUACAAAGAAAUAUUUUCCGAGGCUGAAGCGUGACAAGAAAUAGUUGCACAGAAAGAAUCGUAGCGUUGUUUCUAGCUGCUUGUCUGCGUGCAGAAUGACUACUCUACUUCCGGUUUUUGUACAUUCUUCUAAGUACCAGAAAGCUCCACUAGGGGGCGAUAAACACCAUGGAACACAAUGAAAGUCACUCUUAACCACUAUAAUAAAAUAAUCUGUUACCUUCUAACAGGAUGGCAGCACAACCUGCAUUUUCGAGCUGCCUUACUCAAGAAAGCAAAAAAGAGACCAUGUUUGUAUGCGGCUUUAUUAACGCAAUGUUGUUGUAUUGUUUUACAUUUCUUGUUCACCCCCCACACACACUUAUGCCAGGAGCCGGCCCUGUGCUGUUAAAGUGAGAGCAUAGAGAGGUAACGUUACAUCUUCUCUUCCUUCUCUUCCAUGACAUUAUUACCCAUCUGUUUCUGUGUGCGUGCAGCUGAGCAGGCCAUUCUGUGAUCUGCUGAAAUCACACUUGAGUCAGCAGUACAGUAGCUUAGUAGUGCAGCUGGGAUGGGAGAGGCUUAAUCAUCAGGCCUAGUACAGUAUAAAUAGCACCAUUCAUAUAUCAACGUAACUAAAGGAACACAAAUAUAGAAUGAAGGCCAAGAAAAAAAUCACAAAAUUGUGUUGUAGCAAAUCCAGUAUGGCUGAAUUGGAAAUGCUUUUAGCCUACUAUAAUAAUAAUAAUAAUAUGCCAUUUAGCAGACGCUUUUAUCCAAAGCGACUUACAGUCACUAUUUAGGCAGAGGUCUAGACCACAUGGUACAACGCAAGCUUAGGUAACACUGGCCAGUUAACCUAAUAUCCCCUACUAUCCCCUAUUAUCAUCUCAGGCCUAACAACACCCAUGACCCAUUCUUGGGCAAUAUCACUUAACAACACACACACACACACACACAUCCCCUCAAACAUGCUGUCUCUCUAGAGAGAGACUGCAUUGACACAGCCCACCCACCCAGUUCUUCAGACGGAGUGGAGUGGUUCAGGAGUAGACUAUUUGUGGUGGUGGAAGGGCUCAUUGUCGGUCUGCCCUGAGAUAAAGGAUAUAGGACUGAGCCUGACUUAAAAGGUUGUGCAAUACACAGACAGACUUAGAGAAGAAGAGCGAGAGAAGAGAGAAGGGCCCAAGCUGCAAGAGAAAAGGGCCCAAGCUGCAGAUUAGAUGUAAUUUGCUGAUUAGUGUGUCCUGCAGGCAUCUGUGGCACUGGAGAACACACAUACACAUACAGCUCUGCGGGCAAUACACAAAUGAAUCAUACAGUGGCAUGCGAAAGUAUUCACCCCCCUUGGCAUUUUUCAUAUUUUGUUGCCUUACAACCUGGAAUUAAAAUGGAUUUUUGAUUUACACAACAUGCCUACCACUUUGAAGAUGCAAAAUAUGUUGUAUUCUGACACAAACAAGAAAGAAGACAAAAAAACAGACAACUUGAGUGAGCAUAACUAUUCACCCCCCAAAGUCAAUACUUUUAGAGCCACCUUUUGCAGCAAUUACAGCUGCAAGUCUCUUGGGGUAUGUCUCUAUAAGCUUAGCACAUCUAGCCACUGGGAUAGCAUUUUCCUUGAUGGCCAAAAAGCUAACUUUUAGUCUCAUCUGACCAGAGUACCUUCUUCCAUAUGUUUGGGGAGUCUCCCACAUGGCUUUUGGCGAACACCAAACGUGUUUGCUUAUUUUUUUCUUUAAGCAAUGGCUUUUUUCUGGCCACUCUUCCAUAAAGCCAAGCUCUGAGGAGUGUACGGCUUAAAGUGGUCCUAUGGACAUAUAGUCUAAUCUCCGCUGUAGAGAUUUGCAGCUCCUUCAGGGUUAUCUUUGGUCUCUUUCUUGCCUCUCUGAUUAAUGCCAUCCUUGCCUGGUCCGUGACUUUUGGUGGGUGGCCCUCUCUUGGCAGAUUUGUUGUGGUGCCAUAUUCUUUCAAUUUUUUAAAAAUGGAUUUAAUGGUGCUCUGUGGGAUGUUCAAAGUUUCAGAUAUUUUUUUAUAACCCAACCCUGAUCUGUACUUCUCCACAAAUGUGUCCCUGACUUGUUUGGAGAGCUCCUUGGUCUUCAUGGGGCUGCUUUCUUGGUAGUGCCCCUUGCUUAGUGGUGUUGCAGACUCUGGGGCCUUUCAGAACAGGUGUAUAUAUAUACUGAGAUCACGUGACAGAUCAUGUGACACUUAGAUUGCACACAGGUGGACUUUAUUUAUCUAAUUAUGUGACUUCUGAAGGUAAUUGGUUGCACCAGAUCUUAUUUAGGGGCUUUAUAGCAAAGGGGGUGAAUACAAAUGCACGCACAACUUUUCCGCCAUUAUUGUUUUUGCAUUUUUUGAAACAAGUAAUUUUUUUCAUUUUACUUCACCAAUUUUGACUACUUUGUGUAUGUCCAUUACAUGAAAUCCAAAUAAAAAUCCAUUUAAAUUACAGGUUGUAAUGCAACAAAAUAGGAAAAAUGCCAAGGGGGAUGAAUACUUUUGCAAGGCACUGUACAUUUAGAAGUUUUCAAAUGACUUGUUCGAGUGCCAGAAGAGGAUAGGAGAGUGACCUGAGGGAAAAUGUGAUCUUUCCAGUUGCACGAAACACUUACAUUACAUCAGUACCUUCUAUGUUUAUUAUUUUCAUUUCUUUUUUGUUUAACCACUCAGAACAUACAUUGAGCAAAAAUGUCUCUGAGCAAAAAGCAAAAAUGACGCACUCCAGCUAUUUUUGAACGUUUCCUGUUGAAAAGCAAUAUCCGAAGUAUAAAUACAGUAAUGUACACACUAGUAAAUAUAUAUUUUUGCAAACUUCAAGGAGUAGGCCAUUCAAGUAGUUGGUCUGAUUGUCUGAUGUGAUGUCAUCAGCCUCCCGCUUGCUUGCGAGAACAAUAGAGGAAAGGUGCACCCCCCCCCCCCCCCCCCCCCCCCCCCCCCCCCCACACACUUGUGCUAUGUAAUGACAUACAUGGACCACCUAUUAAUUUACCUUUUGUUAAGUAUAUAAAUUAAAUACAAUUAAAUGUGUCACAUGCGCCGAAUACAACAUGUGUAGACCUUACCGUGAAAUGCUUACUUACAAGCCCUUAACCAACAAUGCAGUUUUAAGAAGAAAAAAAAGUUAAGAAAUAGAUAUUUACUAAAUAAACUAAAGUUAAAACUAAAUGAGCAACAAUGAAAUAACUUUUAUUGAGGCUAUGUACAGGGUACCGGUACCGAGUCAAUGAGUGUACAGAUUAGUCGAGGUAAUUGAGAUAAUAUGUACAUGUAGGGGUAAAUGACUAUGCAUAGAUAAUAGAUAAUAAACCGCGAGUAGCAGCAGUGGGGGGGGUCAAUGCAAAUUGUCUUGGUAGCCAUUUGAUUAGCUGUUCAGCAGUCUUAUGGCUUGGGGGUAGAAGCUGUUAAGGAGCCUUUUGGACCUAGACUUGGCGCUCCGGUACCACUUGCCGUGCGGUAGCAGAGAGAACAGUCUAUGACUAGGGUGGCUGGAGUCUUUGGCAAUUUUUAGGGCCUUCCUCUGACACCGCCUGGUAUAGAGGUCCUGGAUGGCAGGAAGCUUGGCCCCAGUGAUGUACUGGGCCGUACGCACUACCCUCUGUAUCGCCUUGCGGACGGAGUCCGAGCAGUUGCCAUACCAGGCAGUGAUGCAACCAGUCAGGAUGAUCUCGAUGGUGCAGCUGUAGAACUUUUUGAGGAUCUGAGGACCCAUGCCAAAUCUUUUCAGUCUCCUGAGAGAGAAUAGGCGUUGUCGUGCCCUCUUCACAACUGUCUUGGUGUGUUUGGACAAUGAGAGUUUGUUGGUGAUGUGGACACCAAGGAACUUGAAGCUUUCAACCUGCUCCUCUACAGCCCCGUCGAUGAGAAUGGGGGCAUGCUCUGCCCUCCUUUUCCUGUAUUGCAUGAUCAUCUCCUUUGUCUUGAUCACGUUGAGGGAUAGGUUGUUGUCCUGGCACCACACUUCCAGGUCUCUGACCUCCUCCCUAUAGGCUGUCUCAUCGUUGACGGUGAUCAGACCUACCACCAUUGUGUCGGCUGAAAAUGUAAUGAUGGUGUUGGAGUCAUGCUUUGCCACGCAGUCAUGGGUGAACAGGGAGUACAGGAGGGGACUGAGCACUCACCACAGAGGGGCACCCGUAUUGAGGAUCAGUGUGGCAGAUGUGUUGUUGCCUACCCUUACCACCUGGGGGCGGCCCAUCAGGAAGUCCAGGAACCAGUUGCACUUCAUGGCUACAGACGUGAUUGCUACGGGUCGGUAGUAAUUUAGGCAGGUUACCUCGGUGCUGUUGGUCUGCUUGAAACAUGAAGGUAUUACAGAUACGGCCAGGGACAGGUUGAAAAUGUCAGAGAAGACACUUGCCAGUUGGUCAGCGCAUGCUCGGCACACAUGCUGGUAAUCCGUCUGGCCCUGAGGCCUUCUGAAUGUUGACCUGUUUAAAGGUCUUACUCGCAUCGGCUACGGCAAGUGUGAUUACCCAGUCGUCCGGAACAGCUAGUGCUCUAAUGCAUGCUUCAGUGUUGCUUGCCUCAUAGCGCGCACAGAAGUAAUUUAGCUUGUCUGGUAGGCUUGUGUCACUGGGCAGAUCACGGCUGCUUUGUUGUCCGUAAUAGUUUGCAAGCCCUGCCACAUCCGAAGAGCAUCGGAGCCGGUGAAGUAGGAUUAAAUCUUAGUCCUGUAUUUACGCUUUGCCUGUUUGAUGGUUCAUCUGAGGGCAUAGCGGGAUUUCUUAUAAGCGUCCGGGUUUGAGUCCCGCUCAUUGAAAGCUGCAGCUCUACCCUUUAGCUCAGUGCAGAUGUUGCCUGUAAUCCAUGGCUUCUGGUUGGGGAAUUUACUUACGGUUACUGUUGGGACAACGUCAUCGAUGAAGCCGGUGUCUGAUGUGGUAUACUCCUCAAUGCCAUUGGAUGAGUCCCGGAACAUAUUCCAGUCUGUGCUAGCAAAACGGUCCUGUAGCUUAGUAUCUGGGUCAUCUGACCACUUCCAUAUUGAGCGAGUCACUGGUACUUCCUGCUUUAGUUUUUGCUUGUAAGCAGGAAUCAGGAGGAUAUAAUCAUGGUCAGAUUUGCCAAAUGGAGGGUGAGGGAGAGCUUUGUACGCGUCUCUGUGUGUGGAGUAAAGGUGGUCUAGAGUUUUUUCUCCUCUUGUUGCACAUGUAAAAAUGCUGGUAGAAGUGAGGUAAAACGGAUGUAAGUUUCCCUGCAUUAAAGUCCACGGCCACUAAGAGUGCUGCCUCUGGAUGACCAUUUUUUUGUUUGCUUAUGGCUUUAUACAGCUCGUUAAGUGCAGUCUUAGUGCCAGCAUCAGUUUGUGGUGAUAAAUAGACAAUUAUGUAAAUAGUAAAUAUUGUGGUCUACAGCUUAUCAUGAGAUACUCUACCUCAGGCGAGCAAAACGUUGAGACUUCCUUAAUAUUUGAUUUCGCGCAGCAGCUGUUACUGACAAAUAGACACAGACCGCCACCCAUUGUCUUACCGGAGACAGAUGUUCUGUCUUGCCGACGCACGGAAAAACCAGCCAACUGUAUAUUAUCCAUGUCGUCGUUCAGCCACGGCUCGACAGUUUUUAAUGUCCUGUUGGUAGGAUAGUCUUGAAUGGAGCUCAUCCAGUUUAUUCUCCAACGAUUGCACGUUGGCCAGUAGGACGGACGGUAGAGGUGGGUUACCCACUCGCCGACAAAUGCAGAUGAUAAAUGUGGUGAAAAGGAGCUUGGAGUGCGUCUUUCACAUCCUUUAGAAUGUAUUAAAAAAAUAAAUAUUUAGCAGACACUCUUAUCCAGAGUGACUUACUGUAGUGAGUGCAUACAUUUUCAUACUGGUCCCUUGUGGGACUCGAACCCUGGCAUUGCAAAUGCCAUGCUCUACCAAGUGAGCCACACGGGACUAUGUGAACAGUUUAAUAGCUUGAAUGAAAGAUUUUAAAGGUUGAUAUUUCAUGAUAUUUUAUGAAAGAUAGAUGUAUUAUUUAGGCAAGAAGAGUUGUUUAUUGCUGUAAGCGUCGGUAGCAUGACUUUCAUGACACAGUGCAGAUUGGUCUUUCUGAAGAUAUUAACUGUCACUGAUGUAAGAUUGAAAGGGUUCAGUCUCUUUUUUUCCCACUGUUGACUGACUCGGACACUUCUUUGAUUUUAAAGCCCUGACUCAACUGUAGCUAUGAAUAAUUCAACCAACGCCAGGGUUGUGGGUUCAAUUCCCACAGGGGACCAGUAUGAAAAAGAAUGAAAAUGUAUGCACUCACUCUGGUUAAGAGCGUCUGCUAAAUGAUUUAAAUGUAUAAUGAGGGAGACUCACCCACAGCAUAAACGAUUAACACGGACUGUGGUUCCAUUGAUGGCCACUGGGUGGCAUUGUUGCUAUUUCACUCAGGUUCACUGCUGUGUCACUAAGCGAGGUUAGAGCUGGGUAGAAACAGAGGUUUCACAAUCCAGAGCUUUUGCAUUGCAGCUCAGAUCAUGAUCGCGUGAACUUGUGGGUUUGAUCAACCAAUCCCAGAGGAAUCGCCUAGAGUGAAUGUCAUGUAAUAUACAGUACAGUGCAUAGAAUAUCCUCUAGCUUUGAAUCUGUAAUCGCUAGGUCCUCCACCUGCGCUUGUCUCACGCUAUCACUCUCUCUCUCACUCUUCUACUCGUGCUCUUUUAUGUUCUCGCUCUCUGACACCUUUUCCCCUCUCAUUUUCUCUCUCUUCCCCUCUCUCAUUCUCCUCCUCAUUCUCUCUCCCUCUCUCUCUCUGUCGCUCUCUCACAUACACACACACCCCUCCCCGUUUGUAACCUUCGUAAUAGGGCAGCCUUUUCACAAUAAUGGGCCUGCUUUGUUGAUACUACUGUAUGUGUAAUGUGUCAUUUGUUCAGUAGAAAUAAUUGUCUGCAAUGACGCAAAACAAUAACCAGGUUUCCAUGCAACCUUUUUAUGCAAGUCAAGCACUGUACAUGAGCUAACUCUGCAAAUGGCACUGCUGGGUGAUUUGAAAAGUUAUAGUCAAUCAAUCAAUCCAUCAAUAAUAUAACAAUACUCUUAGCAAAAAUGUUUUCUUUCAUUUACAAUCUGUAGAAACUAUGAGAAUAGAAAGGUUCAGAACUUUUGUGAAACAGCACAGUGGAAAAAUAUAAACUGGAUGGUCUUCAGAGAUAGUUGGGAGGGGUUGAGGGUAGCUGAAGGCUGGGACUAAAAACAAACAAAAGAUAACUAAUGUAAAAUAUACUGUCCGUAAUAUGUAUAUAGUUAUGUAUAAGCUGGAAGUAGAAGCCUAAGUAUUGUUGUCCGUUAGUUUACUCCAAUUAGGGGAGGGGUGGUAGGGUUAGGGGAAAAUAAUAGGAAAUAUGUAAAUAUUUAUUUAUAUAUAUUUAAAAUAAUAUAUAUACUAAACAAAAAUAUAAACGCAACAUGUAAAGUAUUGGUCCCAUGUUUCAUGAACUGAAAUAAAAUAUCCCAGAAAUGUUCCAUAUGCACAAAAAGCUUAUUUCGCAGAAAUGUUGUGCGCAAAUUUGUUUACAUCCCUGUUAGUGAGCAUUUCUCCUUUGCCAAGAUAAACCAUCCACCUGACAGGUGUGGCAUAUCAAGAAGCUGAUUAAGCAGCAUGAUCAUUACACAGGUGCAGCUUCUGCUGGGGACAAUAAAAGGCCACUCUAAAAUGUGCAGUUUUGUCACACAACACAAUGCCACAGAUGUCUCAAAUUUUGAGGGAGCAUGUAGUUGGCAUGCUGACUGCAGGAAUGUCCACCAGAGCUGUUGCCAGCUAAUUGAAUGUUCAUUUCUCUACUAUAAGCCGCCUCCAAUGUUGUUUUAGAGAAUUUGGCAGUACGUCCAACCGGCCUCACAACCGCAGACCACGUGUAACCACGCCAGCCCAGGACCUCUACAUCCGGCUUCUUCACCUGCGGGAUCAUCUGAGACCAGCCACCCGGACAGUUUAUGAAACUGUGGGUUUGCGCAACCGAAUAAUUUCUGCACAGACUGUCAGAAACCGUCUUAGGGAAGCUCAUCUGCUUGCUCGUCAUCCUCACCAGGGUCUUGACCUGAAUGCAGUUCGGCAUCGUAACCGACUUCAGUGGGCAAAUGCUCACCUUCAAUGGCCACCAGCACGUUAAAGAAGUGUGCUCUUCACGGAUGAAUCCAGGGUUCAACUGUACCAGGCAGAUGGCAGACAGCUUGCAUGGCGUCAUGUGAGCAAGCGGUUUGCUGAUGUCAACGUUGUGAACAGAGUGCCCCAUGGUGGCGGUGGGGUUAUGGUAUGGGCAGGCAUAAGCUACGGACAAUGAACACAAUUGCAUUUUAUCAAUGGCAAUUUCAAUGCACAGCGAUACCGUGAUGAGAUCCUGAGGCCCAUUGUCACACCAUUCAUUUGCAGCCAUCAUUUACAUUUUAGUCAUUUAGCAGACGCUCUUAUCCAGAGCGCCUUUACAGUUAGUGCAUACAUUUUUUUUUUUUUUCAUACUAGCCCCCCGUGUGAAACGAACCCACAACCCUGGCGUUGCAAGCGCCAUGCUCUACCAACUGAGCUACAGGGGACUACAUAACGAGAGACCUCAGAGAACAUGGUAGCAACACCACAUGACAACAUGGUAGCAACACAAAACAUGGUACAAACAUUGGGCACAGACAACUGCACAAAGGGCAAGAAGGUAGAGACUAUACAUAAUGCGAAGCAGUCACAACUGUCAGUAAGCGUGUCCAUGAUUGAGUCUUUGAAUGAAGAGGAGAUAAAACUGUCCAGUUUGAGUGUUUGUUGCAGCGCGUUCCAGUCACUUGCUGCAGCGAACUGAAACGAGGAGCGACCCAGGGAUGUGUGCUUUGGAGCCCUAUAACAGAAUGUGACUGGCAGAACAGGUGUUGUAUGUGGAGGUUGAGGGCUGCAGAAUAAUCUCAGAGGGAGGGUUUUAUAAAUAAAGCGUCAACAGAGGAGUAUAGUGUGCAGUGAUGUGUUCUAUAAGGAGCACGGUUGGCAAAUCCGAUGGCCGAAUGGGAAAGAACAUCUAGCCGCUCGAGAGCACAGUUACAUUUUAGCAGACGCUCUUAUCGAGAGCAACUUUACAGUUAGUGCAUAUAUAUAUAUUUUUUUUCAUACUGGCCCCCCGUGGGAAUAGACCCCACAACCCUGGCGUUUCAAGCACCAUGAUCUACCAACUGAGCUACACAGGGACGAUCUUACCUGCCGAUCUAUAAAUUACGUACAGUGGGGAGAACAAGUAUUUGAUACACUGCCGAUUUUGCAGGUUUUCCUACUUACAAAGCAUGUAGAGGUCAUAGGUACACUUCAACUGUGAGAGACGGAAUCUAAAACAAAAAUCCAGAAAAUCACAUUGUGUGAUUAGUAAGUAAUUAAUUUGCAUUUUAUUGCAUGACAUAAGUAUUUGAUACAUCAGAAAAGCAGAACUUAAUAUUUGGUACAGAAACCUUUGUUUGCAAUUACAGAGAUCAUACGUUUCCUGUAGGUCUUGACCAGGUUUGCACACACUGCAGCAGGGAUUUUGGCCCACUCCUCCAUACAGACCUUCUCCAGAUCCUUCAGGUUUCGGGGCUGUCGCUGGGCAAUACAGACUUUCAGCUCCCUCCAAAGAUUUUCUAUUGGGUUCAGGUCUGGAGACUGCCUAGGCCACUCCAGGACCUUGAGAUGCUUCUGAUGGAGCCACUCCUUAGUUGCCCUGGCUGUGUGUUUUGGGUCGUUGUCAUGCUGGAAGACCCAGCCACGACCCAUCUUCAAUGCUCUUACUGAGGGAAGGAGGUUGUUGGUCAAGAUCUCACGACAUUCGCUGGCUUGAGCAGGGGGACCUUGCGUGCGCUGCAGGAUUUUAAUCCAUGACAGCGUAGUGUGUUACUAAUGGUUUUCUUUGAGACUGUGGUCCCAGCUCUCUUCAGGUCAUUGACCAGGUCCUGCCGUGUAGUUCUGGGCUGAUCCCUCACCUUCCUCAUGAUCAUUGAUGGCCCACGAGGUGAGAUCUUGCAUGGAGCCCCAGACCGAGGGUGAUUGACCGUCAUCUUGAACUUCUUCCAUUUUCUAAUAAUUGCGCCAACAGUUGUUGCCUUCUCACCAAGCUGCUUGUCUAUUGUCCUGUAGCCCAUCCCAGCCUUGUGCAGGUCUACAAUUUUAUCCCUGAUGUCCUUACACAGCUCUCUGGUCUUGGCCAUUGUGGAGAGGUUGGAGUCUGUUUGAUUGAGUGUGUGGACAGGUGUCUUUUAUACAGGUAACGAGUUCAAACAGGUGCAGUUAAUACAGGUAAUGAGUGGAGAACAGGAGGGCUUCUUAAAGAAAAACUAACAGGUCUGUGAGAGCCGGAAUACUUAAAAAUCAUACAAUGUGAUGCACCUAUGAUAAAAAUUACAGACCUCUACAUGCUUUGUAAGUAGGAAAACCUGCAAAAUCGGCAGUGUAUCAAGUACUUGUUCUUCCCACUGUAGCUGUAAUCUAGCAUGGGUAGGAUGGUGAUCUGAAUCUGGGUUAGUUUGGCAGUUUGGGUGAAAGAGGAGCGAAUACGAUAGAGGAAACCAAGUCUAGAUUUAACCUUAGCCUGCAGCUUUGAUAUGUGCAAAGAGAAGGACAGUGUACCAUCUAGCCAUACUCCCAAGUACUUGUAUGAGGUGACUAACUCAAGCUCUAAACCCUCAGAGGUGGGCUCCCGAGUGGCGCAGCGGUCUAAGGCACUGCAUUUGUGCUAGAGGCAUCACUACAGACCCUGGUUCAAUUCCAGGCUGUAUCACAAUCUGGCUGUGAUUGGGAGUCCCAUCUCAUGUUUCAGCAUGAUAAUGCACAGCCCCAUGUUGCAAGGAUCUGUACACAGAGAGUAGUGCGUACGGCCCAGUACAUCACUGGGGCCAAGCUUCCUGCCAUCCAGGACCUCUAUACCAGGCGGUGUCAGAGGAAGGCCCUCAAAAUUGUCAAAAAACUCCAGCCACCCUAGUCAUAGACUGUUCUCUCUGCUACCGCACGGCAAGCGGUACCGGAGUGCCAAGUCUAGGUCCAAAAGACUUCUCAACAGCUUCUGCCAUAAGACUCCUGAACAGCUAACUAUUUGCACUGCCCCCCCACCCCAUUCUUUUUACGCUGCUGCUACUCUGUUAAUUAUUUAUGCAUAGUCACUUUAACUCUACCCACAUGUACAUAUUACUUCAACUACCUCAACUAGCCGGUGCCCUCGCACAUUGACUCUGCACCGGUACCCCCCUGUAUAUAUAGCCUCCCUACUGUUAUUUUAUUUGACUUCUGCUCUUUUUUUUCUCAACACUUUUUUUGUUGUUGUUUUAUUUUUACUUUUUUUGUUAAAAAUAAAUGCACUGUUGGUUAAGGGCUGUAAGUAAGCAUUUCACUGUAAUGUCUGCACCUGUUGUAUUUGGCGCAUGUGACCAAUACAAUUUGAUUUGAUUUGAUUUACACAAUUCCUGAAAGUUGAAAAUGUCCCAUUUGUAUGACAGCGUGUUCCAGUUCCUGCCAAUAUCCAGCAACUUUGCACAGCGAUUGAAGGGGAGUGGGACAACAUUCACAACAGCCUGAUCAACUCUACGCCAAGGAGAUGUGUUGCGUUGCAUGAGGCAAAUGGUGGUCACACCAGAUACUGACUGGUUUUCUGAUCCACGCCUCUACUUUUUCUUUAAAGGAAUCUGUGACCAUUCCCAGUCAUGUGAAAUCUAUAGAUUAGGGCCUAAUGAAUUUAUUUCAAUUUACUGAUUUCCUUAUAUGAACUGUAACUCUUUGAAAUUGUUUCGGUAAACUUUCCAAAUGCCCAAAAAAAAUACACUAGAUAAGGUGGGAUCUUUUUGUGUUGGUAAAAUUAAUUCUGGGAAAAAUGUCGGUGGAAACGCUUUAAUGCUCAAAUAUUGAUAUAAUAACCAUCAUAUCGAAGUAAACUUGGAGUCAUGUGAUGAUGUGUGGUCCUCCCACUACUACGACUUGUAGGGAAAACAUGUUUGUUAGGCUACAGAUGAAAUAAGUUAUGAUGAACUUCACAGGGUAGUGAAAGUGCAAGGUGAUGAGCUUGAUGCUCCUUUCCAAUAGAUAUCAAGGGUCUUAUUCUGGUGACAUGGUCAUCGAUGCUAUGCUGCCAUUUGACAAAUACAAAUAAUCUCGCUCUUUUAUCCAUAAUAAUCUCCUCAUGUAGACUAUAUCUGUGCACUGUUGGUUAUAGCGCACCUGCCAUUACCGGAGUGGGCAAACUCACUAUAUAACAAAACCAUUUUUGUGAGAAAACCAUCAGUAGAGUUGAAAAUGCGAAGGUAUUUUUUAUUUUAGAAUGUUCGCAUGAUUUUAGAAUAUUCGCAUGAAUAUCUGUCGCCAAUUGGAUGGAAACCCUACAUGAGAUUUAUCAAUAAUUCUAGUUUGUUUACAUUUGAUAUUUUGCACGUGCGUAGUUGGAUGAAUCUCAAUUAUUUGUGGGUGGCAUGUGGAACAAGUGUAGAUACUGUAAAUCAUUUUGAAUAUGUUGGUAGUGGUGAUUUAUGUAUUCAAAUAAGUAAAAUACAACAUGCAACCCAUUCAUGGAUCCAUUCCCUCUUCAGUCAGAAAAAGCUAAAAGUAUAUUAGCAGUGGGUGGCAGACAGUGAGUAAUAAAACAUAUUGUGUUAUCUGAUCCUGUGAAUGAAUGUUCUUCUCAAAACCUCUGGGAAGAGAUGAGCCUCUUCAUCAACCUUGAAAGCAUGUUUUCACAUUUCUAUUCCUUUUCAUUCACAGCUAAUAAAAUGACACAUCAGAAGAGGGAGCCUGAAAUGUGUCUGUGAACAAUGAAAACAUCAGGGAGAGACAGUCAGACAUUAUUCUUCAAUCAUCUGUCAUAACAUUUACGUCAUUUAGCAGGCUAUCUGCCGCCCUAAAAUACAGAACACACAGAGCUCUCAAAGACUGGGAUGGAGAGAAAGGGAGGGAGAGAAGAAAAUGAAUAUUUUCAAUUUAUUUUCUUCUUCAGGUUUUACCCUUCCUGUCAGUGGAACAAAUCAAAUCAAAUUCUAUUUGUCACAUGCGCCGAAUACAACAGGUGUAGACCUUAAAGUGAAAUUCUUACUUACAAGCCCUUAACCAACAAUGCAGUUUUAAGAAAGAAUACCAAAGGAAAUCACAAAAAAAUACAAUAUAAAAUAAUACGAAAUAAAAGUAACAAAUAAUUAAAGAGCAGCAGUAAAAAUAACAAAAGCGAGGCUAUAUACAGGGGUACCGAGCUCCUGAGUGGCGCAGUGGUCUAAGGCACUGCAUCGCAGUGCUAACUGUGCCACUAGAGAUCCUGGUUCGAAUCCAGGCUCUGUCGCAGCCGGCCGCGACCGGGAGACUCAUGGGCGGCGCACAAGUCGUCCAGGGUAGGGGAGGGAAUGGCCGGCAGGGAUGUAGCUCAGUUGAUAGAGCAUGGCGUUUGCAACGCCAGGGUUGUGGGUUCGUUUCCCAUGGGGGACCAGUAUAAAAAAUAAAAUAAAAAAUAAAAAAUAAAAAAAAAAUAUGUGUAUUCACUAACUGUAAGUCGCUCUGGAUAAGAGCGUCUGCUAAAUGACAAAAAAUGUAAAAAUGUAAAUGUACCGGUACCGAGUCAAUGUGCGGGGGCACCGGUUAGUCGAGGUAACUGGGGUAAUAUGUACAUGUAGGUAGAGUUAUUAAAGUGACUAUGCAUAUGAUAAUAAACAGAGAGUAGCAGCAGCGUAAAAGAGGUGUGGGGGGGCAAUGCAAAUUGUCUGGGUAGCCAUUUGAUUAGAUGUUCAGGAGCCUUAUGGUUUGGGGGUAGAAGCUGUUUAGAAGCCUCUUGGACCUAGACGUGGCGCUCCAGUACCACUUGCCGUGUGGUAGCAGAGAGAACAGUCUAUGACUAGGGUGGCUGGAGUCUUUGACAUUUUUUAGGGCCUUCCUCUGACACCGCCUGGUAUAAAGGUCCUGGAUGGCAGGAAGCUUGUCCCCAGUGAUGUACUGGGCCGUACGCACUACCCUCUGUAGUGCCUUGCGGUCGGAGGCCGAGCAGUUGUCAUACCAGGCAGUGAUGCAACCAGUCAGGAUGCUCUCGAUAGUGCAGCUGUAGAACCUUUUGAGGAUCUGAAGACCCAUGCCAAAUCUUUACAGUCUCCUUAGGGGGAAGAGGUUUUGUCGUGCCCUCUUCACGACUGUCUUGGUGUGCUUGGACCAUGUUAGUUUGUUGGUGAUGUGGACACCAAGGAACUUGAAGCUCUCAACCUGCUCCACUACAGCCCCGUCGAUGAGAAUGGGGGAGUACUUGGUCCUCUUCUUUUACCUGUAGUCCACAAUCAUCUCCUUUGUCUUGAUCAUGUUGAGGGAGAGGUUGUUGUCCUGGCACCACACUGCCAGGUCUCUGACCUCCCUAUAGGCUGUCUCGUCGUUAUCAGUGAUCAGGUCUACCACUGUUGUGUCGUCGGCAAACUUAAUGAUGGUGUUGGAGUCAUGCCUGGCCAUGCAGUCAUGAGUGAACAGGGAGUACAGGAGGGGACAGAGCACGCACCCCUGAGGGGACCCCGUGUUGAGGAUCAGCGUGGUGGAUGUGUUGUAAACCUACCCUUACCACCUAGAGGUGGCCCAUCAGGAAGUCCAGGAUCCAGUUUCAGAGGGAGGUGUUUAGUCCCAGGGUCCUUAGCUUAGUGAUGAGCUUUGAGGGCACUAUGGUGUUGAACGCUGAGCUGUGGAAGCUCUACUGCUUGGGGAGAAGAGACACAAGAGAAGAGCACACUCACAUCCACAGAUAAGCAUUGACUCCUCACCUCACCUCUCAUCUCUCUCUCUCUCGUGCUCUGUUAUUCUCUCUCUUUCUGCCUUUCAUACUCUCUCUCUCUCUCUCUCUCUCUCUCUCGCUCUCUCUCUCUCUCUCUCUCUCUCUCUCUCUCUCUCUCUCUCUCUCUCUCUCUCAGGAACAUUAUAAUUAUUUGUGAGUGUCUAUCUUCACCUAGUCUUAGGCCUAGAUUCAUUCAGAUCCAAGCGUUAGCCAUCAGAGUGAGAAAUUGUAAGCUAUAUAGAAAUAAUAAUGAGGAUUUCUAUCAUCCUAAUCGAUGUGUAGAUUUCAUCUCACAUUCCAGUGUUCGAACUUGUAAACAAGGCUGCAUAGGAUUUCUGUUAAUGUGACUCCAUGGCCAAUGGCAAUGUCCGCUUUAGGUAUGAUGCCGGGAGCCACUUGUGAUUUGACAGCUCUAACACAGUUCCACCUCCAACACCGCCAAAACAAACGGUAUGCGGCUGUCGGCUAAAGCGGAUCUGAUUGAAUAGAUCCCUUAGCUCCAGUUGUUCGAUAGUUCACUGGUUAUAGAGGAUAGGGUUCAAUCCCCGCAGGUAUCACAUACAAAAAAUUGAUGCCCUCACUGUACUAAGUAGCUUUGGCUAACGGUGUCUGGCAAGAGGCAGUGUAAGGGAAUUAUACAGUUGGUAAGUAGGUAGCUAUGGAUGUGCUCUAUCAUUUAGUGUAUGAAUACCUGGAAGACAAUCUGAAAUUUGACCAUUUUAAUAUGUUCCCCCCGAAUUUGUAUUUUUUCUUAUAAAAGCCAAUAAUAUAAAUUAAAACAAUAACAAAGUGGUUACCCCGUCUCUGUUUUGUUAAAAAGCUGAGGGAUGGGCUUGAAGUAAUGUAACCACCCUCAAAUUCAUACACAGAGCUAUGGAUGCAAGCACUGACCAUCCAUGAUAUAAACAAUUCUACAGUCUUUGUUUACAUUUACAAUGUUUACAAAUAUUGGACUAAAACACACUUAGGGCUCUAUUCAAUCCAUUUUGCUGAAGUAUUACAGAUUUCGCACUAGAAAUGUAAAUGUAAUUUCCGAUUGAGACGACAUAUGCAGCGUUUACUGUGAAUGCCGUCUCCGCCAACAUGGAAACAUUGCCUUUACACACGUUAGCACUGAAUUUCUGCGAUAUGGAUUGAAUAGAGAGCCCUAUUAUUUUGGGCUAUGAUAGGGUGUGACAGUUGAACUAAGCUCAUGAGGCAUUUAUACAUUUUAUUCUUCAAGAAUCAAUGGGUAUACUGUAUAGUUAAAAAUGUAUGUAACAACUGCAGAUUGCCCCUUUAAUGUUAUCUUACUGUUGGUAAAAUAAGCAGGGACAGGACAGUAAUCUUAAACUCUGACUUUUUCUCUGUCCUCUACUUCAAGAAAAAGAGAGAAUAUUACAUAGAGAUUGGAAUCUCCCUCUUCUGCUGUGUCGUGUCUCUGACCGUGGUAGUGUGAUCAAUAAAAAUGACCUCAGCGCGGCAGGGUCCUUGAGCUGGCCGCUCACACACACACACACACACACACACACACACACACACACACACACACACACACACACACACACACACACACACACACACACACACACACACACACACACAAAGCUCCAUCUUCUUUUCCUCUCUCUCCUCCAUAUCUCCCUGAAGACAGCCUGUUUUUCCUCUGUCGCCGGCCACUUCAUCCUCCUCUCCUCCAAUCAGAUUGCAGCUGCUCUGUGUCGUGGCCAUCCAUUGUUCUGUGUCCCCUAGUAGCAAGGACAGCCAGCCAGAG